CCUGGUCGUACGCCCAAUCGCCGAUCGGCCGUCGCUACUUCGUUUGUCGAGUGCCCGUUUUCCGAACGGUUUGCUCCGAUCCCUGGAGUGUGCGUGCAGUGAAGUGAUGGUGUGUUUUUAGCUGUACAGCAAACAGUGUAUCGCUACAAAGUACCGCAGUCCGGUGUGUUGCGAGUUCCUCGGAGUUGUCUAACGGCUGUUCGCCUGCCGGCGAGGGAAGGCGGAUUGCUUCAACCGGGAGGAAUGAGCCCCGCACACUAUAUUCCCUACACUCACCGAUGAUCUCAAGAGACCAUGUAUAUAGACACCUUACCUCUAGUGGUUUGGACGCUUUUAGUCACAACGACACAUGUAGCGACAGAAGGCCAAUAUGGAAUAGGUUUAGGAAUAAAACGAGAAGUAUUUUUCUUAAAUUUAGAAGACGGCUAUUUUGGCUGUCAAGUAAACGAAUCAACACAAAUAUUACAAUUAUAUGAAUUAUCGAAAUUAUGCGACGGAGUGCCAGACUGCUAUAAAGCUUCCGACGAACUUAGGUCAGAGCUGAAAUGCACAGACGAUUGUACCAAAGAAGAUGGCGCGCAGUGUAUAAAUGGAGCUUGUCUGAACGGAGUGUGCCAUUGUAAUGACGGUUUCGGAGGAUGCAAUUGCCAAGAAGCCGAUGUAAACGAAUGUAAGGAACGGCCAUGUGAUGUUUUUGCUCACUGUACAAAUACGGUGGGUAGUUUCCAAUGUUCCUGUUUCCCAGGCUACGAAGGCGAUGGGUUUACUUGCAGAGAUAUAAACGAAUGUGAAGACCCAGCAGUGGCAUCACGAUGUGUAGCAAACGCUGAGUGUUGCAAUUUGCCUGCUCAUUUUAUCUGCAAAUGCAAUCGUGGAUUCGAAGGAGAUGGCGAGGAAGAGUGCCGAGAUAUCGACGAAUGUCGGCGACCUGGUGCUUGUGGAAUCAAUGCUAUCUGCCAAAAUUAUCCGGGAAAUUAUACAUGCGCCUGUCUAGCUGGUUACACUGGAAAUCCAUUCGAUGGUUGCGUGGACGUGGAUGAGUGCGCAAGCGGGUCUGCAUGCGGCGCAGGUGCGACGUGCAGAAACGUGGAAGGCGGCUUCGAGUGCAGUUGUCCCCCCGGCAGCGAAGGUGACCCGCGCGUUGCUUGCCAGGAGCUGGAUGCGUGCGCGCGCGCCCAGUGCGGUCGCGGAGCUCUCUGCCAGAACCUACCCGGCGCUUACCGCUGCAUCUGCCCGCCCGGUUUCCAAGGCAAUCCAGACGUUGGAUGCACUGACGUGGAUGAAUGUAAGAGUAGCAAGAAGGUGUGCGGCGACCACGCCGUGUGUACCAACACUGUGGGCAGUUACGUAUGCGCGUGCGAACCGGAGUACACAGGCGAUGCACGCGCGCCGCACGGCUGCCGCGACGUCGACGAAUGUGAAGCGCUGGAACGCCCCUGUGGCACGCAUGCCGUCUGCGAGAAUGCUGCGCCCGGCUACAACUGCGUCUGCCCUCAAGGGUACAGAGCUAAACCUGACCCACAAAUCGCCUGUGAACAGAUCGACGUCAAUACUCUAUGCAAAUCUAAUUUUGACUGUACAAAUAAUGCCGAAUGUAUAGAAAAUCAAUGUUUCUGUAAAGAGGGAUUCGAUGCAAAAGGAUCAGUUUGCGUUGAUAUCGAUGAAUGUGCGACAAAAACAUCUACUUGCGGAGAAAAUGCUAUAUGUAUUAAUACGCUCGGUUCAUACGAAUGUGAGUGCGCCUCAGGAUUCGUAGGAUCACCACCGACAGUAAAAUGCCGCGCUCCGUGUGAUGAUGUGAAAUGCGGAGAUCACGCCUAUUGCAAACCAGAUGGCACUGAAGCUUACUGCGUAUGUGAUGAUGGUUGGACCUUCGACCCCACCGACAUAGCAGCCGGUUGUAUCGAUAUUAAUGAAUGUGACACCUCUGUUGGACCCGUCGGCCGCUGUGGUAUAAAUGCGAGAUGCUCAAACACAUUGGGCAGCUUCAUGUGCCAGUGUCCAGAAGGUUAUACUGGAAAUGCAUAUAAACAAUGUAUAGAUAUCGAUGAAUGUCAAACUGACGGAGUUUGCGGUGUUAACGCCGAAUGUAUUAAUCGAGAUGGUUCGUACAGCUGUGAAUGUGCUGAAGGCACAGUGCCCGACCCUGAUCCAAGAGUGCGAUGUGCUGAAAUCCUUUUAUGUAGAAAUAAUGAUGAAUGUCCCGGGAAUGCUAUAUGCGAUCAAAACUCAAGAUGUUUGUGUCCAGAUCCUAACGUUGGCAAUGAAUGCAGGCAUCCUUGUGAAACUUUACAUUGCGGAAGCAACUCCGAAUGCCUACUGACAGAUCAAACGGCUCAGUGCACGUGCCGAAGCGGUUUCACGGGGAACCCGUCAUCUCUCGGAGGUUGUCAAGAUAUCAAUGAGUGUUUAUCGAAUCCAUGUGGCACUGGAGCUGUCUGUAAGAAUUUACCUGGAAACUUCCAAUGCGAAUGUCCCGGAACCUUCCACGGGGACCCUUACAUUGAUGGAUGCGUGCCUGGCAAAAUGCCCAGUGAAUGUAGUGACACUAAUCCUUGUCCUAUUGGCGAACAAUGUAUAUCACACGACGCAGAAAAUGUAUGCAUUUGCUCUCAAGGUUACAUUCGUAGUAAAGAAACGGGUUUAUGUGAAGACAUCAACGAAUGUACUCAACAUGGACACUCGCCGUGUGGUCUAAAUGCAAUUUGUAAAAACCUACCAGGAAGUUACGAGUGCAAAUGUCCGUCGGAAUAUAGUGGCAACCCUUAUAACCUAUGUGAAAUGUGUAAUGAUAUAAAUUGUCAAUGCCAACCACCAUACAAAGUUGUAAAUGGUAAUUGCGUUUUAUCAGGGUGCUCCAAAGAUAAAAAAUGCGGGAAGGGUGCCGAGUGCAUAGUUAUUUCGGACGGAGUAAGUUACUGUGCUUGCCCAUCUGGAUUUUCUCAAACUCUUGAUGGUUCAUGCGAAGAUAUAAACGAAUGCACUGCUGGUCAGCCCGUUUGCGGCAUCGGUGCGGAAUGUAUAAAUACAGUUGGGUCUUUUAUUUGUAAAUGUCCACCGGGUUAUGGUCAAGACAUCACUACUGGGCAUUGUAGCAUUAACCAAAAACGUUGUAUUAGCGAUUCUGAUUGCUUUUCCAAUGAGAAAUGUAUUGAACCAGGGAAGUGUGUUUGCCCACCGCCAUUUUAUCUAGACGUAACUGACGGUCAAAAGUGCAAAAGCCCAUGCGAGAGGUUUACUUGUGGAAUAAAUGCAAAGUGUACACCCAGUGAUCCACCCAGGUGUAUGUGUAUGGCUGGAUUCGAGGGAGAUCCCUAUACAGGCUGCACAAACAGAAACGAAUGUCAUAGUGCCCCCUGUGCAUAUGGUGCUAUAUGUCACGACAAAAAAGGAGGUUUUCAGUGUGAAUGCCCUCAAAAUAUGAUUGGAGAUCCUUAUAAAACCGGAUGUAGCGUCGAGGAAGAGCCGACACAAAAACAACUUUGUAGCUCUGACAAUGAAUGUCCGAAUACGUUAUCAUGCUUAAAUCGCACUUGCCUUUCACCUUGCGGAAGUGUAUCUUGUGGACCUAAUGCAUUUUGUGAAGUCGAUAAUCACGCAGCAUGGUGUCGCUGCAAUCCCGGAUACACAAAACCUGAAGGUGGAAAAUGCAUAUCCGGUUGCGAUUCAUUCUCAUGCGCUUCUCGUGCACAAUGUAUUAUAUCAAAAUCAGGACCAACAUGCGUCUGCCGUGAGGGCAUGGUAGGGAAUCCAUUCCCGGGGGGCUCUUGUAGAAGAGACGUGUGCGGGCCGGGCGCACCGUGUGAGGAACCUAUGUCAUGUGUGGCCGGGCGUUGUCGCCAGCGAUGUGAAGGCGUAGUAUGUGGAGUAGGCGCAUCGUGCAAUGAAGAAAGUGGAAAAUGCGUUUGUAAUGAUUUCUUUGUCGGAAACCCUGAUUUGUUAUGCAUGCCACCGAUUUCACCACCAACGUGUGAGCCAGGAUGUGGGGAUAACGCACAUUGUGUUUACGGACUUUCAAACUCUUGUAAAUGUAACAAAGGUUAUACAGGAAAUCCAUAUAUCAAAUGCCUCUCUCGAAGACAAAUAACUUGUGCUAAAGCAUCUUGCGGUCGAAACGCUGUUUGUCAACAAACACGAUCACAUGUCGAAUGUCUCUGUCCGCCAGGUUAUAUUGGAAAUCCAAAUUUACAAUGCAUUGACAUAGAUGAAUGUAGUUCGAAACCAUGCGCUGAGAAUGCAAUUUGCAUCAAUACCCCAGGAAGUUUCAGUUGUAUCUGCAAAAGCCACUAUGUAGGUAAUCCGUACGAACUUUGUUCGCAUGUAUCAAUUUCGAAGUGUACAGAAGGCAAUAGUUGCACUUGUACUCAUAAUGCUACAUGCCCAGAUGGAUACAUUUGUGAAAGAUCCAGAUGUGUUGAUGCUUGUCGCAAAAUGUCUUGUGGUCCGAAAUCAAUAUGCGAAGAAGGCAUUUGCCAUUGUUUACCCGGCUAUACAGGGAAUCCCAAUAAUUUGCAAGAUGGGUGCGUUCUCGAUAAUAAGUGUAUGGCAGAUGGUGAUUGCAAAGAUACUGAAAUAUGCUUCCAGGUAGCAAAAAAUGUUAGGAAAUGUGUGGAUUCUUGCAGUAAGUUGCAAUGUGGACCUAAUUCAUUAUGUGUUAGCGCCAAUCAUCAAGCUCAUUGUUUAUGUGCUGAAGGGUAUGUGGGCAAAGCUAAUGACGUUAAAUCUGGCUGCUAUUUAGAGCAUGGUGAAUCAAAUGUAAUUGAAUGCAAUGGACACAACGACUGCACAGAACCCCAACUUUGUAUUCCAGUUGAUGGUUCUACACAUAGGUGUAUAGAUUUAUGUUCCACUAUAGCAUGCAGCGCUAACGAAGUAUGUAAAGUGAUAGACAACAGUGCACGUUGUGAUUGCAAAGAUAAUUUCCGUUGGAAUCCUGUUACCUCUAUUUGUGAGCAACCGUCUACUCCAAGCUGUGAAAAAAAUGAUGACUGCGACGACAACAAGUCAUGCCAAAAAGAUGUACUCGGUGUCAGAAAAUGUAUUGACAACUGUUUAGCAUUUAGCUGCCCCCAGAAUUCAAAAUGUAUAACAAGACGUCAUAAAAGUCAAUGCGAGUGUUUAUCUGGUUUUAUAGGAAAUCCCAAUGACCGUGAUGGAUGUUUACCUAUCAAUAAAAACCAAUGCAUCGAUGAUGCUCAAUGUCGAGAGAAUGAGAUUUGUAAAUAUGUUGAUUCUAUUAAAAAAUGUACAUCAGCUUGUCAACAAAAAAUUUGUGGUCCAAAUGCUAUUUGCGUAACCAAUAACCAUGUUGCAAAGUGUCAGUGUCCAUCUGGGCCCUUCACCGGUAAUCCCGAUGAUUUAGAAAAAGGAUGUCAAUCAGUCCCUUGCAUAUAUAACACAGAUUGCUUAGCCCACGAAUUGUGUAACCGUAUGACACAUACAUGUAUGAAUGCAUGUGCUGAGGAUUCUUGUGGUGAUAAUGCUGUAUGUUUAGCAGAAAAUCAUAAAAUGAGUUGUCAAUGCCCGAGUGGUUAUAAAGCAGAUCCAAUACCAGAGGUCAAUUGUAGAAAAAUAGAGGUUUGCAAUCCAAAUCCUUGUCAUCCAACUGCCAUAUGUGAGCCCCAUCUUACAUCUUAUACAUGUAAAUGUCCCGUUGGACUGACAAGUGACAAAACAGGAGUAUGUAGAGUUCAGGACGAAUGUCUUAAUGCUGAUGAUGACUGUCCGUUAGAAGCAACUUGCAUCGCAGGACGAUGUGUAAAUCCGUGUGAUGGAGCAUGUGGUAUAAAUUCUUUAUGUAAAAUUGUAGAUAGAAAAGCUAUCUGUUUAUGUCCCGAAGGCUAUGAAAGCAUUCAAGGCGGCAAUGCUUGUAAGAAAAAGCUGCUAACCUGUGAUAAUGAUGGUCAUUGCGAGGGUGAUGUGUGCUACAAUGGACAGUGUUUAACUGCUUGCAAAAACUCCAGCCAAUGCGAUAGAGGAGAUAUAUGCCUAAAGAACUUUUGCAUGACACAAUGCGCAAAGCAUUCGCAAUGUGGCAUUGGACAAGCAUGUGUAGGCGGACAAUGUUUAGUUGGCUGCAGAGUUAAUGAUGACUGUGCCAGCGAAGAAUCUUGCAUAAACAAUAAAUGUGUUAAUCCAUGUCUUGCAACACGAGUGUGUGGUCCGAAUGCCAUUUGUUCAAGAAUUAAUCAUAGUACAAAAUGUGAAUGUCCACUCGGUUUUGAAGGAACGCCUUCUCCUCAACAAGGCUGUGUACGGAUACCAAGUGCGUGCAGUAGAACAUCCGAAUGUCCUCCAGAUCAUAUGUGUAUUGGAUUUUUGUGCCAAGUGCCGUGUCAAGAUAACUCUGGGUGUGCGAUUGGUGAGAAAUGCAAUGAUAAUAAAUGCCACAAAAUCUGCCACUCAAGUGGAAACUGUUUACACGGAGAACAUUGCAGCUCUGGAUUAUGCAUACCAGGUUGCAAAUCAGAUGCAGAUUGCCUCAGUAACCAACGUUGUGAAUCAACAACAUGCCAUUGCUUACCUGGAUUUCAAUUAAAUAUUGAUGAAUGUAUUAAUAUCGAUGAAUGUUUAGAGAAUCCGUGCCACCCAUCAGCUCUGUGUGAAGACACUAUAGGGAAUUUCAAAUGUAUUUGCCCAACUGGAGCUAUUGGUGAUCCUUAUAAAACUGGAUGUAUACUACCUAAUCAAUGUAGACGAGAUGAACAAUGUGACAGUUCACUGGCUUGUAUACGAGGAAAAUGCCAGAAUCCUUGUCAGACUAAAGCAUGCGGGUUAAACGCAAUGUGUUUAGUUAUAAACCAUAGAGUUACAUGUUCUUGCAAAAAAGGAUAUCUCGGCAAUCCUCUAGAUAAAAAUAUUGGUUGUUUCAAAGUGGAAUGUGUCGAUAAUUCAGAUUGUUCCAAUGAUAAAUAUUGCAAUAGUAGAAGUAACAAAUGUACCGAUAAAUGCGAUGAUUCUGCAUGUCAAGGUGGCACGUGUAAAAUAAUAAAUCAUAAAUCAACGUGCGCUUGUGCAACAGGCUUUAAUUUGAAUAAUAAUGCCUGUGAGGAUAUCAACGAAUGUCUGAACAAUCCUUGCCCUGUGAAUUCAGAGUGUGAAAAUUCACAUGGAUCUUAUGCAUGCCGAUGCAUUAAUGGAACAAUAUUAGACACAAGCAAAGGCAUUUGCAAACUACCCGGCGAUUGUUUUACAAAUAACGACUGUUCGGAAAAAACUAAGUGUAGUAACAACCAAUGCGUCAACCCCUGUCAAAAAUCGUCACCGUGUGGUGAAAACGCGCAGUGUAUCGUGGAAUCACAUAGUGCUAUUUGUGAAUGUCUGCCAAAUAGCCAAGGGGAUCCUUACAAAAAAUGCACUAAAUUCGAAUGUACAAAAGAUACCGAAUGUUCGUCAGAAGAAGCAUGCGUCAACUAUAAAUGCGUAAACUCUUGUAGUAUUCCACGAGCUUGCGGCAGAAAUGCUGAUUGUCUUUCCAGGAGUCAUAUCGGACAUUGUUCGUGCUCACCUGGCUAUACUGGGGACCCAGUGCUUGGCUGCGUCCCAAUACAGUACUGUACAGAUGACAGCAGAUGUUCUUCGGGCACUAAAUGUGUCGACAAUCUGUGUGUUGGGUUAUGUAAAAGUUCAAGAGAAUGUUUAAGUGAUCAACUUUGUAUUCAAGGAACAUGUCGAUUAACCUGCAAUUCUAAUAAUACCUGCCCAGAUUUCCAAUUUUGCUUAAAUAGAGUUUGCACUAAGGAAGUUCAAUGCAUGGCUGACGAUGAUUGUGCUGAAGAUGAAAAAUGUUCUGUAACCAGAAAUGGAAUUCCGCAAUGCGUGAAAGUAUGUGACGGACAUCCAUGUGGACGACAAGCUAACUGUUUAGGUCAAGUUCACAAGCCCGUUUGCUCAUGUAAAGAUGGUUAUUAUGGAGACCCACGACAAAGUUGUAAGAGAAAACAAUGUGAUAUUGAUAAUGACUGUACGGAUGACAAAUUGUGUGAUAAGAACAUGUGUAAAAUAGCAUGUCUGAUGAAUAACGACUGCGGGGACAAUUCAGUUUGUUCAUCUGAAAAUCAUAAAGGUGUUUGUUAUUGCCAACCCGGGUAUACUGGCGAUCCUUACAGAGGUUGCGUGGAAAUUAAUUGGUGCGAACCUAAUACUUGUGGGACGGGAGCUGAAUGCAAGAACUCACGAAACAGUGCUCUUUGCACAUGUCCUACUGGAACAGUUGGCAAUGCUUACGAGGAAGGAUGUCGUAAAGCACAAGAAUGUCGAUAUAAUAGAGACUGCCCAGCUGCCGCGCGCUGUACUGUUACUGGAGCUAUAAGCAAAUGUACAGAUGCAUGUGACAACAUAAAAUGCGGUCAAAAUGCAGAAUGUGUUGCCGUUCGACAUAUGGGACAAUGUAAAUGUAAGACAGGCUAUGUAGGAAAUCCUAAUUCUCCAAAUGGAUGUAGUCCUCGGGAAAUUACAUGCACUGGGAAAACGGAUUGUUCGGAUGACAAGUACUGUUAUAAAGGAAUUUGUAAAGCUGUCUGUCUUUUGGAUGAAGAAUGUGGUUCAUCAGAAAAAUGCAUUACUGGUCAAUGUUUAGAUCCAUGUCAGAUGGAAAAGAGCUGCGGUUUGAAUGCAAUCUGUCGUUCUGAAAAUCACGUGGUGCAAUGUAGCUGUCCACAUGCAUUUACUGGAAAUCAAGAUGUAGAAUGUGUUCGAAUUCCCCGUUUAUGUGGUGGCGCUGGGGAAUGUGAGAAUGGACAUAUGUGUCAUGAUUCAAUGUGCGUUCCCCGAUGCAAAGUCGAUGAAGAAUGUGCACUUAAUGAACGGUGUUCUAAGGGAGCUUGUUUAUUAACAUGUAGAGUGGAUAAUGACUGCUUCUUAGGACACAUAUGCUUAGGAAAUACCUGUCAAUACGGAUGCAGGCAUGAUGAAGAUUGUGGUCAUGAUGAAUUUUGCAAAAACAAUAUUUGCGAAAAUCCAUGUGCCAGUAACAUAAAUCCAUGCGGACCCAAUGCACUUUGUUCAGCAGUGGACAGAAAAGCACUUUGUUCGUGUCCAGAUGGUCUUAUACCAAACCCGACACCCAAUAUUGGAUGCGUGCGAACGCCCACACUACAGUGCCGCAUGCAUACAGAUUGUUCUGCUGGUUGGAGGUGCGAGGACGACCGUUGCCGGCCGGCUUGUACGCUUGACGGCGCGGAGUGCCUGCAGGGCGAACGGUGUGACGCCGGGGUGUGCCGUUACGCGUGUACUUCCGACGAGCAAUGCUCUGACGACGAAGUGUGUGAUGGGCGCUUGUGCGUAACUGGCUGUAAAACAGAUUCUCACUGCGCAAACAAUCUUGCGUGCAUAUUGGGACAAUGUAGUGAUCCUUGUACUGAGCCAGCUACGUGCGGGUCUAACGCUUUAUGUACAACUAAAAAUCAUCGCCCUGUUUGUAGUUGUCCACCAUCACUAGUUGGAGACCCAAAAACGGUUUGUAGGAGAGAAAUGACUCCUUGUGAUCGGAAUAAGAAUUGUGCUGAUGGAUUUAGCUGUUACGGGGAUACUUGUCAUCCAUCUUGUAGAAGUGACGUCAAAUGUUUAUCUAACGAAAAAUGCAUCCGGGGAAUAUGCCGAGUCGUAUGUAAUAGUGACGAAGCCUGUAGCGAUGGACAAAUAUGUGAAAACAGAAUUUGUAAACAAGGCUGCAGAGAUGAUAACGCUUGCGAAGAUUCUCAAGCCUGUUUUAAUGGGCAAUGCAAAGAUCCAUGCAAGGAAAACGGCUUAUGCGGCACAUGCUCAGAAUGCAAUGUUUUAAAUCAUCGAGCGCAAUGUAGUUGCUCUAGAAAUUUCACCGGUAAUCCUUUAGUGGAAUGUAAAAGAAAACUAUUGAAAUGUGAUGGAUAUUGUCCAUGUGAUGACAGCGGAUAUUGCAUAUCCCUAUGCGAUGAUAAUUUGGAUUGUUCAUGUGGAGAAAAGUGUGUUGACGGUGGUUGUCGAUCCUUAUGCUCACCGAAAAAUAAAUGUCCCCAAAGACAGAUAUGUGUUAAAGGAGCGUGCAUUCCUGGGUGUAAUAGUGAUAGAGAUUGCGGAGACGACAUGCUGUGUUCCGCAAAACUUUGUCAGCCGGCUUGCCAAGAAAAAUCGUGUGGGAGAAAUGCAGUUUGUUUAUCGACCCACCACCGAGCAGUGUGUAGUUGCCCUAGCGGAUUUUCAGGCGAUCCAUUAAGCGAGUGCGAUGCUUACGAAUGCCAGCACGACGAAGAAUGUGGCGGUGAUGAAGUGUGCCUGGAAGAAGGAAAAUGUAAAAAUGUAUGUGUUGGCGCAUGCGGAGUCAAUGCCAUCUGUCGCGCAAUUGACAGAUCACCACAGUGCUCUUGUCCACCAAAUUAUUUAGGAAACCCUAAAUUUGAAUGUUCCAAGCCAGCAGCCGGCAGCUGUUUGCGCAAUCCUUGCGGAAUAAAUGCUCGAUGUCGGGAUUUCGACGACGGUAGCUAUGAAUGCACAUGUCCGCCGAACUGCGCUGGUGACCCUCAAAAACAGUGUUUCUGUGGUGCUAUGGAGCCUUGCGCAUACAAAGCUUGUGGCACGAAUGCGCAGUGUCGUAUUGGGCAUAAUAAGGAAGCUCAAUGUUAUUGCCCACGCAACUACCCUAAUGGUGACCCUAAUAUAGAAUGUGCUCAGGAGCGUAGUGUGAUUGAUUGUCGCACAACUGGUUGCGGAAUCAACGGAGAAUGUUUGAGAGAAGGAGCAGAGUUUGUUUGCCAUUGUAUUCCUGGUACGGAAGGACAAGCAGAUAUCGAAUGCCAUACUAGUAUCGAAUGUACGAGCGAUAAGGAGUGUCCGCUUGACAAGGCCUGCCUGAGUUUACAUUGCGUGGACCCCUGCACUGUCCGCGGCGCGUGUGGUGAGGAUGCGCUGUGCGAGUCGGUGGCGCACCGGCCGCAAUGCUCGUGCCCACAGUGUUACGUGGGGCAGCCAAGAGUUGCCUGUCGGCCCGAUUCCGCCUGCACGCCUUCAUCAGAGCCGAACUCUACAUUCACAUGUUCUCCAACUAAAUCUUGCCCGCCUAGAUUGGCAUGCGACGUUGAUACUGGCCAGUGCCGAAAUCCAUGCCUGAACUACCAAAACUGUCGUAGAAACCAAAAGUGUGAAGUUAGAAAUCACGAACCCGUGUGCGUUUGCCGCAAUGGAUUUGCAUUAAAUGAUAAAGGGGAAUUAACAUGCGCACCGGAAGAUGCAGAAUGUACACGAGACGAACAAUGUCCUUCUAAUGCGGCAUGUCGUAAUUCCAAGUGUGUGAAUCCCUGCUUGGCGUCAAAGGAACCCAUGUGUCCAAAGGGAAAACAAUGUGAAGUAGUGGAGCACAACGCUAUAUGCGUGUGCAUCGAAGACUGUCACACCACAGUAUCAAUAUGUUUACGAGACAAUGGGUGUCCGCAAAACUUGGCGUGCAGAGACUUCGAAUGCAGAGACCCAUGUAAAGGCGCUUGCGCUGGUGCUCCAUGUUCAGUAGAAGAUCACCAUCCAGUUUGCAAGUUUUGUCCUAAAGGAUUCACACACGAUCAAAAUCAUGGCUGCAUUAAAGCGUUAGAAUGCACUUCGGAUGAGCAAUGCGCGCUGAAUCUGGCGUGUGCAGGUGGGCGCUGUGCUAACCCGUGCGAGCGUGGCGGUCCUUGUGCCUCUGGCCAGCACUGCGCCGUUUCCAAUCACCAACCCGUCUGCUCUAGAGGGCCAGUUACAAAUUGUGCACAUUGUCGUCCAGGAGUACCUUGCGAUCCAUUUUCAGGGGCCUGCAUGGAAACCGGUUGCACUAGAAACGAAGAUUGUCUCAUCACUGAGGCUUGUAUAAAUAAUGCAUGUCAACUCCCAUGUGCCAUACACAACCCAUGUGCACCUAAUGCGGCCUGUAUAAAUACGAAUCAUGGCUCCGACUGCAGCUGUCUACAGGGCUUUCAAGGAAACGGAUACGUUGGAUGUGUGCCAGUUAUUGACUCAUCGUCAGUAUGUCAAUAUAAUGAAGACUGUCCACCACAUCUGCUGUGCGAUAGAUUAAAUCGAGUCUGCAUCAACCCCUGCUCCGCAGACAAAUGCGGUGAUAAUGCCGAAUGCGUCCCUUCAAACCAUGGUAUUCAAUGCCAGUGCCUUGAAGGAUACACGGGUAACGCUUAUUUGGAAUGUUAUCAAGUGCAAGGAUGUCGGUCCGAUAAUGAAUGUUCAAAUUCCGAGGCUUGCAUAAACGGUAAAUGUGAUUCGCCUUGUAGAUGUGGCAUUAAUGCAAUUUGCGAUGUCAUAAACCACCGUGCUUCCUGCAAAUGUCUGCCAGGAUACAAUGGAAAUCCAAUGCUAGGAUGUGAUCCCCCCGUAAACCCAUGCAUCCCAAAUCCAUGUGGAAUUAAUGCAUUGUGUGAGAUAGACAGCGGAAACCCCAUAUGUUACUGUCCUAAAGGGUCGACUGGCAACCCGUUCAAAAAUUGUAUACCAGAAGGCAAUGAAUGUGAGCCCAACCCUUGCGGUCCAAACUCGGGCUGUCGGUUAAUAGACAACAAACCAGCUUGUUUCUGUCUUCCAAAUUAUGAAGGAAACCCCCCUAGACAAACAUGUAGACUACCAAGUAAUCCCUGCAAUCCUUCGCCUUGUGGGCCUAAUACCCAAUGUACCGUAUUAUCGAAUGGCUUUGCAAAAUGCACUUGCCUACAAGGUUUUGUCGAAAGCCCCAAUACGGUGAGAGGAUGUAUAGAGGCUCGUAAUCCUUGUGACCCAAACACAUGCGGGACAGGCGCGCGUUGUGACCCUAAUCGAGCCCCUGCAUGUUACUGCCCUGAAAAUACGAUAGGAAACCCCUACAAAUCUUGUAAUCCUCAAGGAUAUUUGCCACCUGAUACCACUUUAUGCAAUCCAAGCCCUUGUGGCGUGAAUGCUGACUGUUAUGUAAGCAGUAACAGAGAAAUGUGUUUCUGUAAAUCUGGAUAUAGUGGAGAUCCAUAUGUUGGUUGUCAAGCUCAACGUAAUCCCUGCACUCCAAAUCCAUGUGGGCCGCAAGCUAUUUGUAAUGUAAACUAUGAUGGUCAAGCUUCCUGUACUUGUUCAGACGGUAGCACUGGUAAUCCAUAUGGUGUUGAAGGCUGUCUUUCGCGAGAAUGCGAAGUAGAUGAUGAAUGCUCCUCAAAUAGAGCUUGCAUUGGUUACACGUGUCGAGACCCUUGCCCAGGUGCUUGCGGUUUAAAUACUAAGUGCCAUGUUGAAUCCCAUCGCCCUGUGUGCGUGUGUGAAGAUGGACUUAUAGGGAAUCCUUUACUCUGCUGCUUGCCACCAGAAUCUCACAAGGCAAUUUCACCAUGUAGCAAGGCGCAGUGUGGCAUCAACGCAAUUUGCCAAGAUGUUGGAAAUGAAGCUCAGUGCUACUGCCCAACGGAUUUCAUCGGGGAUCCAUAUGUCGAGUGUAAACUAGAAUGCACAAUGAAUUCAGAUUGCCCAACGAAUGAGGCGUGCGUCAAUAAUAAGUGUGCUGACCCUUGUUUAACUAAAAAUAUUUGUGGUCUGAAUGCAGUUUGCCUUUGCUCCGAUCACACUGUUUCAUGUUUAUGUCCAGAUGGUUAUAUAGGUGAUCCGUUGGUUCAAUGUACCUAUCGACCCAUUAUCAUUCCUUCUGAUAACACUACUGCUCAGCCAUGCACUCCAAACCCUUGUGAUCCGAACGCUCCAUGUGAUACUUAUGGGAAUCAAUUUGCAAUAUGCGAUGUUUGCUUGGGACCAGACGCUGUCAGUAAUCCAUCAUGCAGGCCAGAAUGUGUCCUUAACUCAGAUUGUGCAUUUGAUAAGGCAUGCCUAAAGAAUAAAUGUAUAGAUCCAUGUCCGGGUUCGUGUGGUAUGAACACCGAAUGCACUGUUUAUCGGCAUGAUCCAAUAUGCAGAUGUGUUAAAGAUUUUGAAGGAAACCCUUAUGAAUAUUGCAAACCCACAACCAGACCGAUUGAAGCAACAACGUGUGAUAAUAUUCAGUGUGGAGCUAACGCUUUUUGUCAGGAUUCCUAUGGAGUUCUGAGUUGUCAAUGUCUACCGAAUUUCUAUGGCAAUCCUCAGUUGUCAUGUCGCCCUGAAUGUGUUGUUAACAGCGAUUGUGCGACAAAUCUAGCCUGUCUUAACAAUAAAUGUGAAAAUCCUUGCAAAGAUGUUUGCGGCAUAAGAGCCCAAUGUGAAACUGUUAACCAUCACGCAAUAUGCUACUGUUCACCAGGUGAGACGGGCGAUCCUUAUGUAAGAUGUCAACCUGUUGUUGAACCUCUGCCAUCACAUCACGUGUGCGAUCCUUCACCUUGUGGCCCAUACAGUCGUUGUCUUGUCUCACCAACCGGAUUUCCAGUUUGUUCGUGUUUGCCAGGCUACAGAGGAGUCGCACCAAUGUGUCAGCCAGAAUGCGUUAGUAACUCAGAUUGUCAACAAACCGAGACGUGUGUCAAUCAGAAAUGUGUAAACCCGUGCCUGGGUAGUUGCGGCGUUAACGCGGAUUGUAUAGUUGUAAAUCAUAAUCCAAUAUGUGCUUGUGGACGUGAUAAAACUGGGGAUCCUUUUGUUGCUUGUGGAGAAAUGGAACCUAAAGAGAUGAUACCAAAAAAUCCUUGUGUGCCAUCUCCUUGCGGCCCUAAUUCCAUAUGUGAAAUUAAAUCUAACCAUCCCGUCUGCUCGUGUAGUUCUAAUUAUGUGGGAACGCCUCCAUUCUGUAGACCAGAAUGUGUAAUAAGCCAAGAAUGCCCGUCGAAUCAAGCAUGUAUAAACGAGAAAUGCGCAGAUCCGUGUGUUGGCGCUUGUGGAAAUAAUGCCAAGUGCGACGUAGUUAACCAUACGCCUUUGUGUAGUUGUCUCGAGGGCUACAGGGGAGACGCAUUUAUCGGAUGUGUUCUACUAGUAGUAAAUGAGCCACCGACACCCUGCAAUCCUUCGCCUUGUGGAGAAAAUACUAUAUGCACAGUCGUGAAUGACAUAGCUCGAUGCUCAUGUAUACCACCAAACAUCGGAAACCCUUAUGCAGGUGGUUGUCGACCAGAAUGUACAAUGAACCCAGAUUGCCCCAACAACUUAGCCUGUUUAUCCAAUCACUGUCGGGAUCCUUGCAAAGAUUUAUGCGGAUUAAACGCUGAAUGUAGCGUCACCAACCACGUGCCGGUUUGCACUUGUUUCAAAAACUAUGAGGGCGAUCCGUUCUCAUCCUGUCGACCAGUUACUAUCAAUUAUCCUCCUUUAAACCCAUGCGAACCUUCGCCAUGCGGUCCUAACAGUGAAUGCCAAGUGGUGAACCAGCGAGCGGCGUGUUCAUGUCGUAAAGGUUACCUUGGAUCGCCCCCUGCAUGUCGCCCCGAGUGCUCUGUCAAUUCGGAUUGCCCGUCCACAAGAGCCUGCAUAAACCAAAAAUGCAAGGAUCCUUGCAUACACAGCUGUGGUCUUGAUGCCCGGUGUCACGUAGUCGGACACAAUCCGAUCUGCACAUGCCCAGAGAAUCUACCCGAAGGCGAUCCAUUCAUUAAAUGUUACUGGAAAAGUAAACAGCCGCUGUCUCCACAUCCAGACCCUUGUUUACCUUCGCCGUGUGGGCCUCAUUCUACGUGUGCCAGUGAGAGCGGUCGUGCUGUGUGCGCCUGCGAACCUGGCACCUUAGGCGCCCCACCUUCAUGUCGUCCUCAAUGCGUCAUCAAUCAAGACUGUCCUCUAGCUUUGGCCUGCCUUGGCGGGUCUUGUGUGAAUCCUUGUGUUGGCUCUUGCGGGUUCAACGCGAGGUGUAUUGUGCAAAAUCAUCAGCCUAUUUGUUCCUGCGAUGAUGGAUAUUCUGGGGAUCCUUUUGCGGGCUGCAGUUUCAUCGAAGUUGCAAAAGAGAUACCAAGUCAUCCUUGCAAUCCAUCACCAUGUGGACCCAACGCCAUAUGUCGAGAAAGAGGUGGCGCUGGUUCUUGCACUUGUAUAGAUGAAUUUCAUGGAGAUCCAUACCUUGGUUGUCGCCCUGAAUGCGUAAUGAAUACUGAUUGCGCAAGAGACAAAGCCUGCUUUAACAAUAAAUGUGUGGAUCCAUGCCCUGGUACUUGUGGGCAAAACGCUGAAUGUAGAGUGACCAACCACGCACCUUCAUGUUACUGCUUGACUGGAUAUAUUGGAAACCCUCUUCAUGCAUGUUCUCCUAUUACGAUUACGCCAGAACCUGUGGAUCCGUGCCACCCUUCACCUUGUGGCCCUUAUAGUACAUGCCGUACAUUCAACGGGCAUGCUGUUUGUACAUGCCUAGAAAAAUGUAUUGGUUCUCCACCAAAUUGUCGACCUGAAUGUGUUGCCACAUCUGAUUGUCGACCCAACAAAGCGUGUAUCAAUCAAAAAUGCCAAGAUCCGUGCCCUGGUAUGUGUGGUAUUAAUGCGCAAUGUCAAGUGGUCAACCAUAAUCCAAUAUGUAGUUGUUUGAGUGGUUUUACUGGCGAUCCAUUUUCAAGGUGUUACAUUGAUGAAAGGCCACCUGCGCCUCCGAUAGAGGUUUGUAUACCAAACCCAUGCGGCCCGCAUUCUCAAUGUAAAGAGAUAAAUGGUGUACCUGUAUGCUCAUGUUUGAAUGACUACGUGGGUCGUCCUCCUAACUGCAGACCAGAGUGUGUUAUUGAUGUGGAAUGUCCCGGAAACCUAGCUUGCCUUGCCGAAAAAUGUAGAGAUCCGUGUCCGGGUUCGUGUGGAGUGCAUGCUACUUGCAUUGUUGUUAAGCACGUACCGGUAUGUUCUUGUGAACAAGGAUAUACGGGAGAUCCAUUUUCAGGAUGCUCAUUCUUACCUAAUAUUGAGCCCCAGUUACAAGAAAGCCCAUGUUAUCAUUCUCCGUGCGGAGCAAAUGCUAUCUGUAAAGAAAGAAAUGGUAUCGGAUCCUGCUCAUGCCUCCCAGAAUAUUACGGAGACCCAUACGUUGAAUGUAGACCAGAAUGUGUAUUAAACUCUGAUUGUCCGAAGGACAAAGCUUGUUUCAAUAACAAAUGCAAAAAUCCAUGCCCAGGAGUUUGCGGUAUGAACGCCGAAUGUCGUGUGCACAAUCACGCUCCGUCUUGUGCGUGUUUACCAGGAUACGAAGGGAAUCCGUUUUCAUCGUGUUAUAUCGGCAAGAUUGAUCCAAUUGACCCUUGUGUACCUUCUCCAUGCGGGCCAUAUAGCGCGUGUCGUGUAAAUGAUGGUCAUGCAAUAUGUUCAUGCCAAGAGCAGUAUUUUGGGUCCCCACCAUCUUGUCGUCCCGAAUGCAUGGUCAGCAGUGAGUGUAUGCCUAAUAAGGCAUGUAAAAAUCAAAGAUGUGCCGAUCCAUGCAUUGGAGCCUGUGGCAAUGAUGCGAAAUGCACAGUAGUUAAUCACAAUGCAUUAUGUAGCUGUCCAACAAAUUAUAUAGGGGACCCAUUUGUACAGUGCACAGAAGCACCAAAAUCACAACCACGACCGCUAGGAAAUCCCUGUGUGCCUUCUCCUUGCGGACCAAAUUCCCAGUGCCGUGUGGUAGGAGAAACGCCUGCUUGUUCUUGUCUGCAAGGAUACAUCGGUAGAGCACCUAAUUGCCGACCGGAAUGUAUAUAUGAUGAAGAAUGUCCCAGUAACCUCGCGUGUGUUCGGGAAAAAUGUGUCAAUCCUUGUGCGGGUUCUUGUGGCACAAAUGCAGAAUGCAUUGUUAUAAACCACAAGGCUGUUUGCCAUUGCUGGGAGGGUUACACUGGUGAUCCAUAUGGUGGUUGCCACUUUUUCGUUAUUGUGGCGAGCGAAGAGGAAACGAACCCAUGUUCUCAGUCACCCUGCGGCCCUAAUGCUGUAUGCACAGAAAGAAAUUCUGCUGGAGCAUGUACAUGUUCUCCUGGGUAUUUUGGCGAUCCGUAUCUCGGGUGUCGACCUGAAUGUGUGACGAAUAAUGAUUGUUCGUGGGAUAAGGCUUGUUCGAAUAAUAAAUGUACGGAUCCAUGCCAAGGAGCCUGUGGCAUUAAUGCACAAUGUACGGUUGCCCAUCAUAAUCCCGUAUGUUUAUGCCUAGACGGUUAUGAAGGCAAUCCCGUAGUCUCCUGUCGUCCUCGACUAAUACCGCCAACUACCGAUUUAAAUCCCUGCAUGCCUUCUCCGUGUGGAGCAUACAGCCACUGUAAGGUGGUCGAUGGUCAUGGCGUGUGUUCAUGUCAGGAAGGCUAUGUUGGGUCGCCGCCCACGUGCAGGCCAGAAUGCGUAUCUAGUACGGAUUGUCCUCAGCAUCAAGCAUGCAUUCAACAGAAGUGUAAAGAUCCAUGUCCAGGAACUUGUGGCAUAAACGCUAGAUGUCAAGUUAUCAAUCAUAAUCCUAUUUGCACGUGUAAAGCAGGAUACACUGGUGAUCCGUUUACAUCUUGCCAGUUAAAACCAAAACCUAUGUUUGAGGGGCCUAAAGGAAAUCCAUGCGUACCAUCACCGUGUGGUCCAUAUUCUCAAUGUAAAGUAGUGGGAGAAGCGCCUGCAUGUUCAUGCUUACCAAGCUAUAUUGGUAUUGCACCUAAUUGUAGACCAGAAUGUUCUAUCAAUGCCGAAUGCCCUGGUAAUCUUGCAUGCCAAAACGAGCGGUGUAUAGAUCCCUGUCCGGGCUCAUGUGGUCUGUACGCGGACUGUUCCGUAGCCAAUCAUGUAGCAUUAUGUAAUUGUAUAUCCGGUUACACUGGUGAUCCUUUCAGUGGGUGUUCUCGAGUAGAGUAUCCACCUGAACCUUUGCCAAAUCCCUGCAAUCCUUCGCCAUGUGGGGCGAAUGCAUUAUGCAAAGAACGGAAUGGCGUUGGAUCGUGUUCUUGCUUGCCAGAAUAUUUUGGAGAUCCGUACACUGGUUGUCGGCCAGAAUGCGUUUCUAACUCCGAUUGUGAUCGGAACAAAGCUUGCUCAAACAACAGAUGUAAAGAUCCAUGCCCAGGAGCAUGUGGAGUAAACGCUGAAUGUAGAACAGUCAACCAUUCGCCUACCUGUACGUGCAUGUCUGGAUAUACUGGAAAUCCACUUGUUCAGUGUGUUAUAAAAGAACUUCCUCCUGGACGAGAUGAUCAUGUAAAACCAUGCCAGCCCUCCCCUUGUGGUCCUAACAGUUUAUGCCGAGAAGUAAACGGUCAUAGCGUAUGCACAUGUGAGAACGGGUAUAUUGGCACACCUCCAAACUGCCGUCCUGAAUGUAUUGUGAGCUCCGAAUGUCCACAAGAUAAAGCAUGUGUCAACAAAAAAUGUAUUGAUCCAUGCCCAAAUGCUUGUGGAUAUAAUGCACGUUGCCAAGUGGUUACACAUAAUCCUAUAUGUAGCUGUACACCUGGAUAUACUGGCGAUCCGUUUGCUAAAUGCGAAUUGGAAGAAAAGAAACCACCUUCAAACCCAUGUGAACCUACUCCAUGUGGACCAAACUCUGAAUGCCGCAUAAUUGGAGACCAAGCAGCGUGUUCUUGUAUGCCAAAUUACAUAGGAAGAGUGCCGAAUUGUCGUCCCGAAUGCACUAUAGACGCUGAAUGUCCUAGCAAUACUGCCUGUGUUAAUGAACGCUGCAAAGAUCCUUGCCAAGGCGCAUGCGGUCAGAAUGCCCUAUGUUUGACUGUUAACCAUAGACCUAUAUGUAGUUGUCAACAAGGUUUUACAGGAGAUGCUUCAAGAAAUUGCAUACAAGUUGUGAUAUCAUCUACCGAGAUGACUCCAACGUCGAGUCCCUGCACACCCUCACCUUGCGGACCCAACGCGGAAUGUCGGGAACACAACGGAGCUGGUGCUUGCGUCUGCUCGUCAGGGUAUGACGGAGAUCCAUAUAGCCCGAGUGGCUGCAGAAGAGAAUGUGAGAUCAAUGAUGACUGUGCGCCACAGCUAGCAUGCACACGGUUUAAAUGCAUAGACCCUUGCCCUGGAACUUGCGGCCAAAUGGCCCAGUGCUUGGUUGAAAACCACGUUCCAAUCUGUACUUGUCCAAAAGGCUUCUCUGGAGAUCCGUUUUACCAGUGUAAAGAGUUGACAUAUACUCCACCUCCAACACAAAAUCCUUGCGAGCCGUCACCUUGUGGACCUAACAGUCAAUGUAGACAAGUCAAUAUGCAAGCAGUAUGUUCAUGUCUCCCAAGCUACGUGGGAUCACCCCCUUCAUGCAAGCCGGAGUGUGUUGUGAAUAGUGAAUGUGAUACUUCUAAAGCUUGCAUCAACCAGAAGUGUGAUGAUCCUUGUCCUAAUACUUGCGGAUUAAGAGCCCAUUGUCAAGUUAAAAAUCACAAUCCUAUUUGCACGUGUCCUGCAGGAAUGACUGGAGAUCCAUUUACACAAUGCUAUAAAAUCGUUUCGACCACCGAGCGCCCACCGUCUUGUACCCCUUCACCUUGUGGACCUCAUUCCCGCUGCCAAUUGCUAGCUAGUGGACCAGCCUGUUCGUGCUUACCCGGAUACGUUGGGUCACCACCGAAUUGCCGGCCUGAAUGUACCAUUAAUUCUGAAUGUCCAGCCGAACUAGCUUGCGUGCGACAAAAGUGUGAAGACCCAUGUCCGGGGUCUUGCGGGGUAGAUGCAAACUGUCAUGUUCUAAAUCAUGUAGCGGUGUGUGUUUGCAAUGAUAGAUUUACAGGCGAUCCCUUCUCAAGAUGUCUGCCAAUUCUCGAAGAUCCUACAACCCCUACACCAUUAGAUCCAUGUAACCCUUCGCCUUGUGGUCCAAAUGCUCAGUGUAAUAAUGGUUUUUGCACAUGUUUACUAGAAUACAGUGGCAAUCCUUACGAAUCAUGUAGACCAGAAUGUACCGGUAGUCAAGAAUGUCCAAGAGAUAAGGCCUGCUUCAGAAAUAAAUGCAGAGAUCCAUGCCCAGGAGUGUGUGGUCAAAAUGCGAAAUGUGACGUUAUUAAUCAUAUUCCGUCAUGCUCUUGUAUAGCUGACUAUACCGGCAAUCCAUUUACACAAUGUCGUCCAGUUGAAAUUAUUACAGAUAAAAAAGAUCCGUGCCAUCCGUCUCAAUGUGGACCUAAUAGCAUUUGUCGGAAUGUAGAUAAUACAGCUGUCUGCGCUUGUAUCGAAGGAUUCCAAGGAUCUCCGCCGUCAUGUCGACCGGAAUGCAUUAUUAGCUCAGAGUGCGCAUCUACUAAAGCUUGCGUUAAUCAAAAAUGCAUAAAUCCUUGUAUUAAUUCUUGUGGCCAUGCCGCCAGGUGUGAGGUCAUAAAUCAUAGCCCAAUAUGCAGUUGUAAUCCUGGUCAAACUGGGGAUCCAUUUAAGGGCUGCUACGAAAUUAUAAUUCCGCCAUCUGAUCAAAUUGAUGUUUGCCAUCCUUCACCGUGUGGACCAAAUGCUUUGUGUAUGGAUAGAAAUGGAAAACCAAAUUGUAAAUGUAUUGAUAAUUAUAUCGGACAGCCACCAAAUUGCAGGCCAGAAUGUGUUAUCAAUCCGGACUGUCCUUCGAACCAAGCCUGUGUUCGUAAUAAGUGCAUAGAUCCGUGCCCAGGGUCCUGUGGAGUAAAUGCUGAGUGUAAUGUUGUCAGCCACACUGUUUCAUGCAGUUGUAAAGAGAAAUUUACUGGCAACCCUUUCCUACAAUGUGUUCCCGAAAAAGAAACUGAACGUCAGCCGUGCGAUCCUUCACCAUGCGGGGCUAAUGCAGUAUGUACCCAGCGAGAUGGCGCUGGAGCUUGCUCAUGCUUAGAGGGUUAUUUUGGCAAUCCAUACGAAGGAUGUCGUCCAGAAUGCGUCCUCAGUUCAGAUUGUUCAGCGGAUAAGGCGUGUAUUCGAAAUAAAUGUGCAGACCCUUGUCCCGGAAUUUGUGGUACUAAUGCUGAAUGCAGUGUCAUAAACCACGUUCCCUCUUGUGCGUGUGUUAAGGGCUAUUCGGGGAAUCCAUUUGAACAAUGUGCAAAGACUGAAGAAGGCCCAAUUAGACCAUGCCAGCCAUCACCGUGCGGUCCCAACAGUAUUUGUAGAGAAAACGGUGGUCUAGCUUCUUGCGAAUGUCUUCCUGAUUAUAGGGGUGCACCACCAGAUUGUCGACCUGAAUGCACAGUAAGCAGUGAAUGUCCAUCAGAUCGUGCAUGUCAUAAGUUAAAAUGUGCUGAUCCAUGCCGAGGCACUUGCGGUCUAGGUGCACACUGUCAAGUCAUCAAUCACAGUCCUUUAUGCAGCUGUCCAGCAGGAACUACCGGAGACGCAUUCAUUAGAUGUGUAGAACCCAUUGAAAACCAACCAGCCCCACCAACACAACCAUGUUAUCCAAAUCCAUGUGGGCCUUAUAGUGAAUGUCGUGUAGUCAAUGGCAACCCAUCCUGCUCCUGUUUACAAGGAUAUAUAGGCGGACCACCUAAUUGCCGACCGGAAUGUCUAGUUAAUACUGACUGCCCUUCACAUCAGGCAUGCAUAGCUGAAAAGUGCACUAAUCCAUGUGAUGGUUCUUGUGGAUAUAGAGCCGAAUGCAGAGUUCACGAUCACAUACCAAUAUGUAGUUGCCCAACUGGCUUUUCUGGAGAUCCAUUUAUACAGUGCUCUGAAUUUGUUGCUCCCACUCCUGCACCGGAUCUUUGCAAUCCAUCUCCCUGCGGAACCAAUGCUAUUUGUGACGCCGGUAUAUGUAUGUGUACAACUGGAUAUUUUGGAGAUCCUUACGUAGGAUGUCGAUUGGAAUGUAGCACAAACGGUGAAUGUUCUCCUACACGUACAUGUCAGGGAGGCAAAUGCGUAGAUCCAUGCCCUGGAGCUUGUGGAACUCGCGCUGUUUGUUCUGUCAAUAAUCACAUUCCAUCUUGUUCAUGCCCACCCGGUACAUCCGGAGAUCCGUUUUCAUUUUGUGCAGAAACGCGUCAACCACCAGGGCCUCCUCAAUCACCAUGUUCGCCAUCCCCUUGUGGUCCAUAUAGCGAAUGCAGUGUUAGUAGUAAUGGGGCUGCUGCAUGUUCGUGCCGUCCCGGACACGUGGGCUCACCACCAUCUUGUCGGCCCGAAUGCCUCGUGAGUGCCGAGUGUAAGCUGCAGUUGGCUUGUAUUGACCGUAGAUGUCGCGAUCCUUGCGAAGGCGCUUGUGGACGUGGUGCUCGGUGUCAAGUCGUAGCACAUUCACCAAUUUGCACUUGCCACGAUGGGUUAACUGGCGAUCCGUUUACAUACUGCUAUCCUGCGCCAGUGAGUGUACCACCGGAAGACCCAGAGCCAUGUCAACCGUCGCCUUGUGGUCCAAAUUCAAUAUGCAUAAAAUCAGGAGAAACACCGGCUUGCAGUUGCCAACCAGGAUUCAUUGGGACUCCACCAAAUUGCCGACCUGAAUGUACAAUCAGUGCCGAAUGUCCAGCGGCUCUGGCUUGUGUGAAUCAAAGAUGCAAGGAUCCAUGCGUGCAAGCAUGUGGCCCAAGAGCCGUUUGCUCAGUAGUAGACCACCGAGCUUCCUGCGUCUGCGAACCUGGCCUCGAAGGAGACCCAUUCCAGGGAUGUACACCGCCACGGGCUUCUCCUAUGAAUGAAUAUCUCAAUCCUUGUGAACCUUCCCCUUGUGGGGCGAACGCUCAGUGCAAGGUACAAGGAAAUGCGGGAUCUUGUACGUGCCUAAAUGAUUACACCGGAGAUCCAUAUCAAGGGUGCAGACCUGAAUGCGUAGCCGACUCUGAUUGCCCUUUAACGUCGGCCUGUAACAAAAAUAAAUGCACUGACCCAUGUCCUGGAGUGUGUGGAUAUAACUCGGAAUGUUAUGUAACAAAUCAUAAACCCGUAUGCCAAUGUAACGUUGGUUAUACAGGAAACCCAUUUUCAAUGUGUUCUCUGAUACCGAAUCGCGACAUAGAAACAUUAAACAAAUGCAGUCCGUCUCCUUGCGGCGCUAAUGCAAUUUGUAAAGAAAUUAAUGGACAACCAGUUUGCUCAUGUUUAACAAACUAUAUAGGAAGUCCUCCGAACUGUAAACCCGAAUGUGUUGUGAAUUCGGAAUGUAAAACAAACAGAGCAUGUAUUAAUCAAAGAUGUGUGAAUCCUUGCCCUAAGCCCUGUGGGCAAAAUACAGAUUGCAAAGUAAUAAAUCACAGUCCAGUAUGUUCAUGUCGUCCUGGAUACUCAGGAAAUCCGUUCAUGGCAUGUGCAGCUGUUUCAUACAACCCUCCAAAUAAGCCGCCAACAGACCCAUGUAUUCCGUCACCAUGUGGUAUUUAUGCAGAAUGCCGUAAUAUCAAUGGUUUGCCUUCAUGUUCUUGUUUGACUUCAUAUACGGGCUCACCACCAUUCUGUAAGCCGGAAUGUGUCAUAAACUCUGAUUGCCCCAGUGACAAGGCUUGUGUAGCUGAAAAGUGCCGAAAUCCUUGCGAAGGUUCUUGUGGUCUUUAUGCAGAUUGUUUUGUUAACAAUCAUGUACCAGUAUGUUUGUGUCCAGAAGGAUAUUCUGGAGAUCCAUUCAAACAGUGCACACUGAAACCAAUUCAAGAUGAAACUUCACCACAUCCAUUCAAUCCUUGUGCUCCGAGCCCAUGCGGUCCAAAUACCUUAUGCAACAAUGGAAUUUGUGCAUGUGUAACAGGUUAUCAUGGGGAUCCUAAUUUAGGAUGUCGUCCAGAAUGUGUUUAUAAUACCGACUGUCUUUCUUCUAAGGCAUGCCAAAACAAUAAAUGCGUUAAUCCGUGUAUCGGAACUUGCGGAACGAAUGCAGUAUGCGAAGUUCUUAACCAUAUACCAAUGUGCACUUGCACGAAAGGUAUGAGCGGAAACGCGUUCGUGGAAUGUAGACCAACGCUAGUCGCACCAGCAAAUCCAUGUAAUCCAUCGCCAUGUGGACCUAACAGCCAAUGUCGUCAAUCAAACGGACAAGCGAUAUGUUCUUGCGUGCCUGGUUUUAGAGGAAGUCCACCAACUUGCAAACCAGAAUGUGUAGUCAGCUCUGAAUGUUCUCUGAAAGAGGCUUGCAACAAUCAUAAAUGCGUUAGUCCAUGCAUAGGAGCUUGUGGAAUUGCAGCAGUAUGUGAUGUUAUCAAUCACAAUCCUAUUUGCACAUGCCCACCAUCAUUUACAGGCGACCCAUUCGUGAGAUGUACAGUUCGAUUGGCAACCGAGGCUGAAGUUAAUCCAUGUGAACCAUCACCUUGUGGACCUAAUGCCAUCUGCAAAAUUACGGGAAACAGCUUUAUAUGCGCGUGUAUGCCUGAAUUCAAGGGUAUUCCACCAAAUUGCCGACCAGAAUGUAUCAGUAACAGCGAAUGUGCUUACAAUCUCGCAUGCCAGAAUCAAAAAUGUGUGGAUCCUUGCACCGGUAGUUGUGGUGUAAAUGCAGAAUGCCGGGUAGUGAGCCAUGCACCCAUGUGUAUAUGCCAAAUUGGUUAUAUCGGUGAUCCAUUUUCAUACUGUAGUCCGCAGGCAAUACCAGAGAUUACUGAAGUAUUAACGCCAUGUAGCCCGAGUCCAUGUGGAUCUAAUGCCCGCUGCAGAGAGCAGAAUGGCGUUGGUGCAUGUCAGUGCUUAGAUGGCUAUUCUGGCAAUCCAUAUGAGGGAUGUAGGCCAGAGUGUGUUGUCAAUUCAGAUUGUCCACUCAACAGAGCCUGUUCUGGAAAGAAGUGUGUAGAUCCCUGUCCGGGCACAUGUGGAUUGAAUAGUUUCUGCCAAGUAACUAAUCAUAUACCGAUUUGUACUUGUCAACAAGGUUACACCGGGAACCCAUUUAGCCAUUGCACAAUCGUCUUAGAAUCACCUCCAUCUGAAAUCUCUCCUUGUCAUCCUUCACCAUGCGGAGCCAACAGCCAAUGUAAAGAUAUGAACAGACAAGCAGUUUGCUCCUGUUUACCAAACUUUGUUGGGUCACCGCCAAAUUGUCGACCAGAAUGUGUUGUUAGCUCCGAAUGCCCGUCAAACAUGGCAUGCGUGAAUCAAAGAUGUUCCAACCCCUGUGUUUCCGCGUGUGGUGAAAAUGCCAACUGCAAUGUUAUCAACCAUAGUCCCAUAUGUGUAUGCAAGCAAGGCUUGACAGGGAACCCGUUCACUAGAUGUUAUCCACUAAUAGUAUCACAACCACCGCUUCCACCUGCGAAUCGCGAUCCAUGUCUGCCGUCACCCUGUGGCUUAUAUGCAGAGUGUCGUGUUAUUGGAGGCGCUCCCUCCUGCGCAUGUCAACCAACUUACACCGGAAAUCCACCCAACUGUAGACCAGAAUGCACAAUAAACUCAGAGUGCCCAAGUAACCAAGCGUGCAUUAAUGAGAAAUGUCGCGAUCCUUGUCCGGGAGCUUGUGGCCUCAACGCUGAAUGCACUGUAUACAACCACAUAGCUCAAUGUGGUUGCUUGGAGCGAUAUUCGGGUGAUCCAUUUUCUCAAUGCUUGCUAUUACCAGAAAAUGAUGAUAUAUUUGAGGACAACCCAUGUAACCCGUCGCCAUGCGGGCCAAACGCAGACUGCGACAAUGGCGUUUGCACAUGUAUAGCAAACUAUCAAGGCGACCCAUACUUUGGAUGUAGACCUGCAUGUCUUAUGAGUAACGAUUGUCCCCAAGACAAAGCCUGUGUAGAAAAUAAAUGCGUAGAUCCUUGCGUUAACACUUGUGGCCGUAAUGCAAUAUGCAAUGUGUAUAAUCAUAUACCAAUGUGCACAUGUUUGCAAGGAUUUUCUGGGAAUGCUUUCUUAGAAUGUAGACCUAUGAUUGCCGUUGACUUGGUAGAACCAUGUAACCCUUCACCUUGUGGUCCCAACAGCCAAUGUAGAAGUAUAAAUGGCCAAGCCAUAUGUUCAUGCGUUCAGGGAUACCAAGGAGCGCCACCAACUUGUAGACCUGAAUGUGUUACUAGUGCAGAAUGUAGCCUUAACCAAGCCUGUUCUAAUCAGCGUUGCAUUGAUCCAUGUAAAGGAACUUGCGGAAUUUCAGCACAAUGUCAAGUUAUAAAUCAUAAUCCUAUCUGCACUUGCCCUUCUGGUUUAACAGGGGACCCAUUUUCAAGAUGUGUGAUUCGAGAAGAAGUACCGCCGCCAUACGUCAAUCCGUGCGAGCCAUCACCGUGCGGCCCUAAUUCUAUUUGUAAAGAAAUCAGUGGCUCACCCUCCUGUGCUUGCCAAGAUAACUAUAUGGGUUCUCCACCAAAUUGCCGGCCUGAAUGCAUUACAAAUUCAGAAUGUCCAAAUCAAUUGGCUUGUAUCAAUAAUAAAUGCAAAGAUCCUUGCCCUGGUUCAUGUGGAACAGGUGCAGCAUGUCAAGUCAUCAGUCACGCUCCCCAAUGUUUGUGCCCGCCAGGACUUACAGGAGAUGCUUUUAUAGCAUGUAGAGUUCUAGACACUCCUUUAUUACCAUGUUCUCCUUCACCCUGUGGAUCUAAUGCCGUAUGUAAAGAACAACGAGGUGCAGGAGCAUGCAUAUGUUUACCCGAGUAUUUUGGCAAUCCGUACGAAGGUUGUCGUCCUGAAUGCAUAGUAAAUUCUGAUUGUGCUACCAACUUAGCAUGUAUUCAAAAUAAAUGCAAAAACCCUUGCAACAACAAUUGUGGUACAAAUGCGCAAUGUAAUGUUGUGAAUCAUGUACCAACCUGUGAAUGCAUUAAUGGUUUAAUUGGCAACCCUUAUCAACAGUGUUACGAAAAAAUCCAAGAUCCACCGGAUUUACAAAGAAAUCCAUGCGUACCGUCACCAUGCGGACCGAACAGCAUAUGUAAAGUGACCAACGAUCAAGCAGUGUGUACAUGUAAUCCAGGAUAUUUAGGAACACCACCAGCAUGUAGGCCAGAAUGCGUCACAAGCUCUGAAUGUAACCAGCAACAAGCGUGCAUACGACAGAAAUGUACCAACCCAUGCAUCGGCGUUUGUGGGCUAAACACAGAAUGCAAAGUUAUAAAUCACAGCCCUAUUUGCUCCUGCCAACCGACUUAUACCGGUGACCCGUUUAGUCGAUGCUAUCAAAUUACAACUGCAGAUGUCAUUGUUGCAAGCAAUCCAUGUGUGCCUUCGCCGUGUGGUCCUUUCUCGGAAUGCAAAGAUGUAAAUAGCAUGCCGUCAUGUGCUUGUUUGCCAAGAUACACUGGAAGUCCUCCGAAUUGUCGUCCUGAAUGCACACUUAAUUCUGAUUGUGCAAGUGACAAAGCUUGCAUUAAUGAAAGAUGUGUAGAUCCCUGUCCAGGAUCAUGUGGCAUAAAUGCAAACUGUAGAGUACAAAGUCAUUUAGCUAUUUGUACUUGUAUAGACAAUUACGAAGGUGAUCCCUUCAACCAAUGUUCUAUUAAAGUGCAACACGACAUUGUUCAAACUGAUCCAUGCAAUCCUACUCCUUGUGGUUCUAAUGCAGUUUGUAAUAAUGGAAUAUGUACCUGCAUACCAGAAUACAAUGGCGAUCCUUACUUUGGAUGUCGCCCCGAAUGUACGAUCAGUUCAGACUGUCCAAUGGAUAAAACAUGUGUUCGUAACCAUUGUGUCGAUCCAUGUGUUAGUACGUGCGGUACAAAUGCUCAUUGUCAAGUGGUAACUCACAUGGCGGUUUGCACAUGUCCACCUCAAACAACAGGAAACGCUUUUGUACGAUGUGAUCCAGUCAAAACGCAACCGCCUAUGAACCCAUGUCAUCCUUCACCUUGUGGCCCUAACAGCCAAUGCAGAGUGUUUAGUAGUCAAGCAGUAUGCUCAUGUUUACUUGGGUACCGCGGUGCACCACCUUCCUGCCGACCUGAAUGCGUUUCCAGUGCUGACUGCCCACUUGACAAGGCCUGUAGCAAUCAGAAAUGCAUAAAUCCUUGUCAAGGCACAUGCGGAAUAGGUGCUCAGUGUCAAGUGAUUAAUCACAACCCCAUAUGUUCCUGCCCAACAUCCAUGACGGGAGAUGCUUUCACAAGAUGUAUACUAAUGCCGACGCAACCAUCAUUGCCUGCCAACCCCUGCCAGCCUUCGCCGUGUGGUCCCAAUUCUAUAUGUCAGCAAACUGGUGGAAAUAUACCAUCUUGUCAAUGCAUGCCCGAAUUCAUUGGAACACCACCGAACUGCCGUCCUGAAUGUAUUGCUAACAGCGAAUGCGCUUCACAAAUGGCCUGCAUUAACAGAAAAUGCCAAAACCCAUGUUUAAAUGCCUGCGGAGUAAACGCAGAAUGUCAAGUGGUUAGUCACACUUCUAUAUGUAAAUGUCCGGAUGGCUAUUAUGGCGACGCAGCAGUGCAGUGUACCCCUCAGUCUUUGACUCAAGUGGCUCAGUUAGCUCCUUGUUCUCCUUCACCGUGUGGGCCUAAUGCUGAAUGCAGAGAGCGUUCAGGUGCUGGUGCCUGUGUAUGCAUUUUAGGAUACUUUGGUGACCCAUAUGAAGGAUGCCGUCCCGAAUGUGUCGUAAGCUCAGAUUGCCCGAGCCACCAAGCUUGCACUAGAAAUAAAUGUAUAGAUCCGUGUCCGGGUACUUGUGCACCGAAUGCUGAAUGCCAAGUCGUAAACCACUUGCCGUUGUGUACAUGCCCAUCUGGUUUUACUGGCGAUCCUUUCAGGCAAUGUGUCCGACAAUCUAUAGAAAACUUAUCACCUCCCACUCCGUGUCAACCUUCUCCAUGUGGGCCAAAUAGUCAAUGUCGCGUAACAAAUGGCCAGAGUGUGUGUUCUUGCUUACCUGAAUAUAGAGGUUACCCUCCAAAUUGUAGACCAGAGUGUGUGGUGAAUUCAGAAUGCCCAUCUGAUAAAACAUGUAGAAAUCAAAAAUGUGAAUCACCUUGUCCGGGACCGUGUGGACAAAACGCAGAUUGUAGAGUUAUAAACCAUAGUCCAAUAUGCACGUGUCAAAACAAAUACACGGGAGACCCAUUCUCUAGAUGUUACUUGUUGACAGCAUCGGUAGUAAACACGCCUGAUCAAGAUCCAUGCGUACCUUCACCGUGCGGUCCCAAUUCGCUAUGCCGAAAUUUAAAUGGUAUUCCUUCGUGUUCGUGCUCAACAAAUUUCGAAGGCAGUCCUCCCAACUGUAAGGCAGAGUGCAUAAUUAAUGAAGAAUGUCCCAGUAAUGUAGCAUGCAUCAACCAAAAAUGUAGAGAUCCAUGUCCUGGAUCAUGCGGCCUAAAUGCAGUAUGCCAGGUCGUCAACCAUUUUUCAGCUUGUUCAUGCAAUCAAGGGCACACAGGAAAUGCUUUUGUGCAAUGUAAUCCCAUCCCCAUCCAAGAACAUGAUGAUCCAUGCAAUCCUUCACCGUGUGGUGCAAAUACAGUUUGUUCAAACGGCCAAUGCAGUUGUAUCGCGGAAUUCCGUGGCGAUCCUUAUACUGGAUGCAGGCCUGAAUGUGUGCAGAGCUCGGACUGUGAGAAGAAUUUGUCAUGUUUGAAAAAUAAAUGUAAGGAUCCUUGCCCUGGCACUUGCGCUGUCAACGCUAUUUGCACCGUGGUUAAUCAUAUACCAAUGUGCACUUGUCCCGACAGGAUGACUGGAAACGCGCUUGUAGAUUGUCGGCCUCUUGUAGAACCUGUAAUUACAAAUCCCUGUCAACCAUCCCCCUGUGGACCAAACAGUUUGUGCAGGAAUGUAAAUGGGCAAGCCGCCUGCUCGUGCGCUCCGAACAACAUCGGGUCACCUCCUUCUUGUCGCCCAGAAUGCAUCAUAAGUGCCGAGUGUUCACUAAAUCAAGCUUGUAGCAAUCAGCGUUGUAUCAAUCCGUGCAUCGGAUCCUGUGGAGUAAAUGCAGAGUGUAAAGUUGUAAACCACAAUCCGAUUUGUUCAUGUCCCGCGACCUUUACAGGAAACCCGUUCUCACGAUGCUUUAAACAACCCGAACAAAUACCAGAGCCCGUUAAUCCAUGCACGCCAUCACCAUGUGGACCUUACUCUUUAUGUAAAGAAGUAAACGGAGCACCGUCGUGUACGUGCUUAGACGGUUACCAGGGGUCAGCUCCAUAUUGUAGACCAGAGUGUGUCAGCAGCGAAGAAUGUUCUCAACAUCUGUCAUGCAUAAAUAACAAAUGUAAAAAUCCUUGUGAGGGCGUUUGUGGUUCCAAUGCUGAAUGUAGAGUGGUCAGUCAUUCUCCUAAUUGUAUAUGCCCAUUCGGAUACACCGGAGACCCAUUUGUGUCAUGUCAACUAACUCCACUUCAAAUAGAGCCUCCUGCAACUCCCUGCUCGCCUUCACCUUGCGGUGUAAAUGCCGUUUGCAGAGAAAGAAAUAGUGCCGGAUCAUGUUCAUGCUUAGAAGGUUAUAUUGGGAACCCAUAUGAAGGCUGCCGACCUGAAUGCGUGGUGAAUACUGAUUGCCCACUAAAUGAAGCAUGCUUAAACAAUAAAUGUGCUGACCCGUGCCCGGGCAGCUGCGGAACUAAUGCAGAAUGUCAAGUGGUGAAUCACUCUCCUCUAUGCUCAUGCAUAAAUAGUUACACGGGGGAUCCAUUUAGGUACUGCGUUUAUCAGGAACCCCACGUGCCAUCGCCAACGGUUGAUGUCUGUUAUCCAUCACCUUGCGGGCCGAACAGUCAAUGUAAAUCAAUUAACAAUCAGGCUAUAUGUUCCUGUCUACGGGAGUAUGUGGGCUCGCCACCUAAUUGCCGACCUGAAUGCGUCGUCAGCACAGAGUGUCCUCACGAUAAGGCGUGUGUAAACAACAAGUGCACAAACCCAUGCCCAAAACCUUGUGGAGUCAAUGCUAAUUGCAAAGUGGUCAACCAUAGCCCUAUAUGCUCGUGUAAAUCAUCGCAUACAGGAGAUCCGUUUACGAUUUGCACCUUUGUCCAAUAUGAUGUACAACCACCUGUUUCUGAAAAUCCGUGCAUACCAUCUCCUUGUGGUCCUAAUGCAGAAUGUCGUAGCAUACAAAAUACACCAUCAUGCUCAUGUAUGGUCAACUUUAUUGGUAGUCCACCCAACUGCAGACCCGAAUGUACUAUACAUUCUGACUGUCAAAGUGAUCGUGCAUGUAUGAACUCAAAAUGUCAAGAUCCUUGCCCAGGAGCUUGCGGAGUUUACGCCACAUGCAAUGUCCUAAAUCAUAUUCCUAUAUGUACCUGCAUGGAAGGGUACGUUGGAGAUCCAUUUACAAGCUGCAGAAUAAAGCCUUUAGAAGAUGAACCUCUUAUAACCGAUGCUUGUACUAACGUGCGCUGUGGUACAAACGCAGAGUGCGUAAGUGGACAGUGUCAAUGUUUACCGCAAUUUCAUGGAGACCCUUACUUUAACUGCCGCCCUGAGUGUGUUUAUAGCACCGAUUGUGACCAAAACAAAGCUUGUAUCCAAAGGAAAUGUGUCGACCCCUGCGUUGGUGCUUGUGGUCAAAAUGCCAUAUGCACUGUUGUAAACCAUAUCCCCAUGUGUAGCUGCAACAAUGGUUACACAGGCAAUGCGUUUAUUCUUUGCAAUCCAAUGAAAGCACCAUCGAUAGAAAAUCCAUGCAGUACUGCAGUUUGUGGACCAAACAGUCAAUGCAGGGAAAUAAAAAAUCAAGCUGUCUGUUCUUGCCUGCCUUCGUAUUUAGGCAUCCCGCCUGCCUGCAGACCUGAAUGUGUGGUAAAUGCGGAGUGCUUACAAAAUCAAGCAUGUAUGGGACAGAAAUGUGUAGACCCGUGCAUUGGAGCUUGUGGGCUAAGAGCAACUUGCAAAGUUAUAAAUCACAACCCUGUUUGCACAUGCCCAAUAUCAUACUCAGGCGAUCCAUUUGUACAGUGUAUUCUAGUACUCAGUACACCUGAGCUUGUGAACCCAUGUCAACCAUCGCCUUGUGGCCCUAACUCAAUAUGCCAGGAAGUUAAUGAAAGUCCGUCGUGUACAUGUAUGCCUAAUUACAUGGGUCAACCGCCCUACUGUAGACCAGAAUGUAUUAGUAAUAGUGAAUGUGCGUCGCACUUGGCUUGUGUAAAUCAGAAAUGCAGAGAUCCAUGUGUUGGGGCCUGUGGAUUAAAUGCUGAAUGUAGAGUUGUCAGCCAUUCAGCAGUGUGCGUAUGUACGCAAGGUUAUAUUGGUGAUCCCUUCUCUCAAUGCGCGUUGCAACCCCCUACUGAAAUAUUGAGACCUUGCACGCCAUCACCUUGCGGUUCGAAUGCAAUGUGUAAAGAACAAAACAAUGUGGGCUCUUGUAUGUGCAAUGAAGGUUAUUUUGGAAACCCAUACGAAGGAUGUCGUCCAGAAUGCGUGACUAAUUCUGACUGUCCCGGAAAUAAAGCUUGUAUUGGAAACAAGUGCCAAGACCCAUGCCCCGGUACAUGCGGAAUUAAUGCGGAAUGUUCAGUCAUUAAUCAUUCUCCUAACUGCGUUUGUAUUGCGGGUUACACUGGUAACGCUUUGCGCAUCUGUAAUAUUUCUCCUCCAGAUAUACCUGUUAAAGACGUUUGCUUCCCUAGCCCAUGCGGACUGAACAGCCAAUGUCGCGAGAUCAAUAAUCAGGCUGUUUGUAGUUGUUUACCAGACUAUAUCGGCGAACCUCCUUCUUGCAAACCUGAAUGCUUAUUAAGUUCUGACUGUGCAUCAGAUAGAGCAUGCAUCAAUAAAAAAUGCGUUAAUCCUUGUCCCGGGCCUUGUGGGCAAAAGGCAGAAUGCAGGGUAUUUAAUCAUAAUCCAAUAUGUAGCUGUGUAUCAGGAUUUACUGGAGACCCAUUCACAAGAUGUUAUGCAAAGCCAGCCACACAGCCGAUAGUCGUGGAAAGAGACCCGUGCGUACCAUCACCUUGCGGUAUAUAUGCAUCUUGUCGGAACAACGGCGGGCAAGCAUCUUGCUCGUGUUCUCCAGGAUACUUUGGAAGCCCUCCCAACUGUAGGCCAGAGUGCAUUACCAAUCAAGAUUGCGUUAGUUCUCUUGCAUGCAUCAGCGAAAAAUGCAGAGAUCCCUGCUCAGGAGCAUGCGGACAAAACGCACGUUGUUCUGUUUUGCAUCACAUUCUGUGUACAUGUAUUGAAGGCUUUAAAGGCGAUCCUUUCACUGCUUGCAAUAUAGUACAAGAAGAUCCUACACCUACAGAUUUAUGUAAUCCAUCUCCUUGUGGUCCAAACGCAGAGUGUAGUAAUGGAAAUUGUAGAUGUUUACCUGAAUAUGGAGGAGAUCCUUAUAUCGGUUGUCGACCAGAGUGUACCAUAAGUACGGACUGUCAAAGGAACCAAAUUUGUAUUAAGAAGAAAUGUGUAAAUCCAUGCCCUGAUACUUGUGGUAGCAGCGCAAUAUGCGAAGUCAUCAACCAUGUACCCAUGUGCAGUUGCCCACCAGGUUUCACUGGAAACUCGUUCGUUACAUGUAAUGCUGUUCAAACGCCAUUACCAACAAUGCCUUGUAAUCCGAGUCCUUGCGGUCCGAAUAGUCAAUGCCGAGAAAUAAGUAACGUAGCGGUUUGCUCUUGUCUGCCUGGCUUUUCGGGAAAUCCUCCCACGUGCAGACCCGAGUGCACGACGAGCGCCGAGUGUGCAUUGAACAAAGCUUGUAACAAUUACAAAUGCUUAGAUCCAUGCAUCGGAGCUUGUGGCAUACGUGCACAUUGCCAAGUUGUCAAUCAUAAUCCUAUUUGCUCUUGUCCAAACGAUCUCACGGGAGACCCGUUCUCCAGGUGUAUAUCCAGGCCACUCGAAAUUCCACCUCAAGUUAAUCCAUGUCUACCUUCACCGUGUGGGCCCAACGCAGUUUGCCAAACUAUAAAUAAUUCACCGUCGUGUUCUUGUCUGCCACAAUUUAUUGGAUUACCACCAAAUUGUCGUCCCGAAUGCUCAAGUAACAGCGAGUGUUCGAACAAUUUAGCGUGUAUUAAUAAUAAGUGCGCCGAUCCUUGCAUAGGUGCUUGUGGCUUGAUGUCCGAAUGUAGAGUCGUUAGUCAUACGCCGAACUGUAUGUGUCCUCAAGGAUAUGUGGGCGAUCCAUUCGUUUUGUGCCGAGUGCAAGUUGAUACUGAACCACCGCCGCAACCCUGUACUCCGUCACCUUGUGGAAGCAAUGCAGUUUGUAAGGAGCGAAACAACGCUGCCUCGUGCGUUUGUGCUCCAGAAUAUUUUGGCAACCCCUACGAAGGAUGUCGACCGGAAUGCUCGGUUAAUACCGAUUGUCCAUCUAAUAGAAUAUGUCAGCAAAACAAAUGUCGAGAUCCUUGCCCGGGCACAUGUGGAAUAAAUGCCCAAUGUCAAGCGAUUAAUCACUCUCCGACUUGUACCUGUUUGCAAGGAUUUACUGGAAAUCCGUUCCAAAAUUGCGCCCCGAUACAACCUGAAGAGCAUCGCGACCCCUGUUCUCCAUCGUCUUGUGGUCCAAACAGUGCCUGUAAAGUAAUAAACGAUCAAGCAGUUUGCUCUUGCCAACCCGAAUAUCAGGGGGCUCCACCAAACUGCAGACCGGAAUGUAUUAUUAGUGCAGAAUGUCCGACAAAUAUGGCUUGUGUUCGUCAGAAAUGUACAGAUCCUUGCAUAGGCCAAUGCGGACAGAAUGCUAGAUGUCACGUUAUAAACCAUAGUCCUAUAUGUUCUUGCAUGGAGCGAUAUACCAGUGAUCCUUUCAGCCGCUGCUACUUAUUGACUGCUCCUAUAGAAUUUAAACCCCAAGAUCCAUGCGUCCCUUCACCUUGCGGACCUUUCAGCCAGUGUAGAGAUAUAGGUGGUAUCCCAUCAUGCACUUGUUUGCCAACCUAUAUAGGCGCACCACCACAGUGUCGACCCGAGUGCACGAUAAAUUCGGACUGUCCCAGUGAUACUGCAUGCAUGAAUCAAAAAUGCAGAGACCCUUGCCCAGGAUCUUGUGGUUUGAACGCACGUUGUACAAUUAAAAACCACACUCCAAUAUGCACGUGCAUCGAUAAUUAUGUUGGCGAUGCUUUUACUCAAUGUAAAAUACGAGUUCCAUCUAUGGACGAAAUCGAUCCUUGCAAUCCUUCACCUUGUGGAGCAAAUGCAGUAUGCAAUAACGGAAUAUGUACGUGUAUCCCGGAAUAUCAAGGAGAUCCUUACUUUGAAUGCCACCCCGAAUGCAUUUUGAGUUCCGAUUGUUCUCAAGACAAAGCAUGUAUGCGUAACAAAUGUGUAAAUCCGUGUAAUGAUGGUGUAUGCGCGAGCAAUGCAGAAUGUGAAGUUAUCGGGCAUAUACCGAUGUGCAGAUGUCCUGAAGCUAUGACUGGAAAUGCUUUUAUUCAAUGCACACCAAUGGAAGUUGUUAGGCCAGAACCGUGCCAACCCAGCCCUUGUGGACCUAACAGUCAGUGCCGCAAUAUCAAUGGACAACCAGUAUGCUCUUGCGUAACAGGAUUUAUCGGAAGUCCACCAUCAUGCAGACCUGAGUGUACUGUCAGCUCUGAUUGCUUACCGAACGAAGCCUGUAGUAACAAUAAAUGUAUUAAGCCAUGUCAAGGUGCAUGUGGAGUUGAAGCUAUAUGUCAAGUAAUCAAUCACAAUCCUAUAUGCUCUUGCCCAACUUCAUAUACUGGUAAUCCAUUUAUAAGAUGCAUCGUCCAGCCAUUUGAACCGGAACUAGUUAAUGCUUGUAUUCCAUCGCCUUGCGGACCUAAUUCAAUAUGUAAAGAGACUUUGGGAUCACCUUCAUGUUCCUGCCAAGAAGGAUUCAUUGGAUCGCCACCUUACUGUAAACCAGAAUGUAUUAGUAAUACAGAAUGCUCUACUCAUCAAGCCUGCAUCAAACAAAAAUGCGCAGACCCGUGCUUGGGUUCGUGUGGAGUAAAUGCUCAAUGUCACGUAAUCAGUCAUUCUCCGACAUGCUCAUGUUUACCAGGAUUCACAGGAAACCCGUUCUUUGAAUGUCAUGCACAAUUGCCAGAGCAAGACAUUUCAUCUCCUUGUCAACCGUCUCCGUGUGGCGCGAAUGCCAUUUGUAAAGAAUGGAAUGGCGCUGGAUCAUGCACUUGUCAACCAAAUUAUUUCGGGAACCCAUACGAGGGCUGCAGACCUGAAUGUUUAAUUAAUACUGAUUGUCCAUCCAACAAGGCUUGCUUACAGAAUAAUUGUCGUGAUCCAUGUCCUGGCGCGUGUGCACCGAACGCUUUGUGCCAAGUAGUCAAUCAUGCUCCGCAAUGUUCAUGCCAAAAAGGUUUUACGGGCGAUCCAUUCCGCUACUGUGUAGCUGAAAUACAAUAUGAUACAUUUAAGGAUGUAUGUCGACCAUCACCUUGUGGACCAAACAGCAGAUGUAAAGAAGUAAAUCAGCAAGCGGUUUGUUCUUGUUUACCCGAAUACAUAGGAACACCUCCAGGAUGUCGCCCAGAAUGCUCUACUAGUGCCGAAUGUUCAAAAGAUAAGGCCUGCAUCAAUCGAAAAUGUCAAGAUCCAUGCAUUAAUUCAUGUGGCACAAAUUCUGAUUGUAGAGUAAUUAAUCACAGUCCCAUCUGUCAGUGUAAACCUAGAUAUACAGGAGAUCCUUUUGCAAGGUGUUCGCCUAUACCUCCACCAGUCGCAAAUGCUGAGCUCGAGCCAUAUAGAAAUCCAUGCGUACCAUCACCUUGUGGACCUAAUGCGAUAUGCCACGAUAUUGGAAAUAUACCCUCGUGUGCAUGUAUGCCAACUUAUGUUGGCAGUCCACCUAACUGCAGACCAGAAUGUACUAUUAAUUCUGAGUGUUCUACAUCUCAAGCGUGUAUCCAAUGGAAAUGCCGCGACCCUUGUCCUGGUUCUUGUGGGAUUAACGCUAUAUGUACCGUGACACAGCACAACCCAAUAUGCACGUGCCCUGAAGGCUUUGCCGGCGACGCAUUUACAUCCUGCAUUCCUAAACCAGUUUAUGCCGAUAUUGUCGACAAAUGCAAUCCAUCACCAUGUGGAACCAAUGCCAUUUGUAACGAAGGCAUAUGCACGUGCAUACCUGAGCAUCAAGGAGAUCCGUACGUAGGCUGCCGACCCGAGUGUGUCUUAAGCACAGACUGCCCAAGAGACAAAGCGUGCUCAAAUAAUAAAUGCGUCAAUCCAUGCUUAGGAACUUGUGCUGCUACUGCUAUUUGUGACGUCAUCAAUCACGUGCCUAUGUGUAGUUGUCCUCAAGGACUGACAGGAAAUGCAUUCUACGAAUGUACGCAAAUUCAAGUGCCAAUAGCGACAAACCCUUGCCGACCCUCUCCAUGUGGUCCAAACAGUCAAUGCCGAGAAAUUAAUGGACAAGCAGUCUGCAGUUGCGUAACAGGUUACAUUGGCAGCCCUCCGCUAUGCCGGCCAGAGUGUACAGUCAGUUCGGACUGUCCAUCCAACAAAGCCUGCAGUAAUCAGAAAUGCAUCAAUCCUUGUGCGGGAGCCUGCGGAGUCGAAGCAAAAUGUGAAGUAGUGAAACACAAUCCGAUAUGUACUUGCCAAAGAAUGUACACAGGAAAUCCAUUUGUGCGAUGCGUACCCUUCGCUCCUACGCAAGAUCCUGUAGCUCCAUGCACGCCUUCACCGUGUGGCCUGAACUCUAUCUGUAAAGAAACUUCAGGGACGCCAUCGUGCACAUGCAUGCCUAACUUUGGAUCGCCACCAUAUUGCAGACCUGAGUGUUCUAGUAACAGCGAAUGUCCAUCCGACAAAGCCUGCAUUAAUUCAAAGUGUUCGGAUCCAUGUGUCAAUGCCUGUGGCCUUAAUGCCGAAUGCAGAGCAAUAAGUCAUUCACCGAUGUGUUUCUGUGAUAAUGGUUUCACGGGCGACGCCUUUUCCAGUUGCUAUGUUCAACAUGUAAUACAAGAAAUACCGACUCCUUGUGAUCCAACACCUUGUGGUUUUAAUGCAGUGUGCAAAGAGUUACACUUCGCUGGAUCUUGUACUUGUCUGCCAGACUAUAUUGGAAACCCGUAUGAAGGAUGUCGACCCGAAUGCACGGUUAACACUGACUGCACGUCAAACAAAGCUUGCAUACGAAAUAAAUGUCAAGACCCUUGUCCAGGAACAUGUGGAAUGAUGGCUUCUUGUACUGUCGUUAAUCACUUACCAUCUUGUACUUGCUUGCCUGGAUUUACUGGUGACCCGUAUCGGCAGUGCCUUAUUCAGAAUGAACCUACACCGGAACCCGUUACACCAUGCGUACCAAAUCCUUGUGGACCAAACAGCGUUUGUCGCGCAGUAAAUGGACAAAGCGCUUGUUCGUGUAUGGCUAAAUACAUAGGCUCGCCUCCUGGUUGUAGACCCGAGUGUACCGUCAGUUCGGAAUGUCCCACCAAUAAAGCAUGUAUCAAUCAAAAAUGUGCUGAUCCCUGUCCAGAACGUUGUGGUUUGAAUUCAGACUGCAGAGUAAUAAAUCACAGUCCUUUGUGCUCGUGUGCCUCUGGAUUCUCCGGCGAUCCAUUUACUCGCUGCUAUCCCCAACAACCAAUGCAAUUACCACCAGACCCGAUAAGAAACCCGUGUGUACCAAAUCCUUGUGGAGACAAUUCAAUUUGUCGCGAAAUAAAUGGUGGUCCGUCAUGCAGUUGUAUGCCACAAUAUCAAGGACAACCUCCCAAUUGUAGACCUGAAUGCGCGAUUAACCAAGACUGUCCAUCUAACAUGGCGUGCAUAAAUAUGAAAUGCCGGGAUCCAUGUCCAGGAAGCUGCGGAGAAAACGCAAUAUGCACAGUCUUUAAUCAUUCCCCGUCUUGCGUGUGCUCCCAAGGAUAUAGUGGAGAUUCGUUUGUGGCUUGUAGACCAAUUCCACCAGUUAAAGAUGAAUUACCAUCUGAUCCUUGUAAUCCUUCACCGUGUGGUAUAAACGCUCAAUGCAGAAAUGGGGAGUGCACGUGUAUCUCUGACUACCAGGGAGACCCAUAUUUCGCUUGCAAACCCGAAUGCGUAUCGAGUACAGACUGUGCUCCGGACAGAGUAUGUUCCAGGAACAAAUGUAUAAAUCCAUGUCCUGCAAUGUGCGCAGCAACCGCUAAAUGUAACGUUUAUAAUCAUAUACCAAUUUGUACAUGCCCAGAAGGUACUUCAGGAAAUGCAUUUACUGGAUGUCAUACAGUCACAGUCUCUUUGGGUGAUCCAUGCAAUCCAAGUCCAUGUGGCCCGAAUAGUCAAUGCCGUUCAAUUAACAACCAGGCAGUAUGUUCUUGUUUGCCUAAGUUUAUUGGGAACCCGCCUUCAUGUCGCCCAGAAUGCACUAUCAGCGCCGAAUCCACAAACGAAGCUUGCAACAAUCAUAAAUGUAUCAACCCAUGUGUUGGUGCUUGCGGUUAUGCCGCUAAAUGUGAAGUUAUAAAUCACAACCCUAUAUGCACAUGUCCGAACCAAUAUACAGGAAAUCCGUUUACACAAUGCACUCCAAUACCUGCCACACCAACACCGCAGGGAGACCCAUGUAAGCCAUCUCCAUGUGGACCGUAUUCUAUUUGCAAAGUGAUCGGAGAGUCGCCUUCGUGUACAUGUCAACCAGAUUACUUAGGACAACCUCCCAAUUGUCGUCCAGAGUGCAUCAGUAAUUCAGAAUGUAGAAGCGAUUUGACAUGUAUUAAUCAAAAAUGCAAAAACCCCUGUCCGGGUAGUUGUGGAUAUAAUGCAGACUGCAAAAUCAUUAGCCAUGCAAUGGUCUGCACCUGUCCUUUCGGCUUAUCUGGAGACCCACUUGUUUCCUGUAAUUCUAUUCCAGAUUCCAUCGUCUUUGAUUCUCCUUGUGAGCCGUCGCCGUGUGGACUUAACGCAGAGUGUUCUGAACGAAAUGGUGCGGGUGCGUGCAGAUGUAUUGAAUCGUAUGUCGGUAACCCAUACGAAGGAUGCCGUCCAGAAUGUGUCAUUAAUACAGAUUGCCCACCCAUGUUAGCAUGCAUUCAAAAUAAGUGCAAGAAUCCUUGUCCUGGUGUAUGUGGAUCAAAUGGUAUUUGUCAAGUUGUCAAUCAUCUACCCACGUGUUAUUGUCCUCCUGGACUAACUGGCAAUCCAUACUCCUACUGCGUGCAACAAUCAGAAGAUGAAAUUAAACAGGCGCCGUGCACACCAUCGCCAUGCGGACCAAAUAGUCAAUGUCGAGAGGUGAACUCUCAAGCAGUAUGCAGUUGCUUAACUGAAUUUAUUGGUUCUCCACCUAACUGCCGGCCGGAAUGCACCAUUAAUAGCGAAUGCCAGACAGAUAAAGCAUGCAUAAAUCGCAAGUGUGUUAAUCCUUGUGUUGGUCAAUGCGCUAGAAAUGCUAACUGUAGGGUAAUAUCACAUAAUCCGAUAUGCUCCUGCCAAGAACGGUUUACGGGGGAUCCUUUCACAAACUGUAUACCGAUUGUGGAAUCAAUUUCAUCGCCACCUGCAGUAGUGAACCCUUGCAUCCCAUCGCCGUGUGGACCAAAUUCAGAAUGCCAAGUAUACGGAGGCAACUCUCGAUGCACUUGUUUACCGAAUUACAUAAGUUCACCUCCUCGGUGCAGGCCAGAAUGUGUGACCAGCGCAGAAUGUAGUGCUGCAACUGCUUGCAUUAAUAGUCGCUGCGCGGAUCCAUGCCCCGGAGCUUGUGGCCUCCGUGCCCAAUGCAGCGUCAUUAAUCACCUUCCGAUCUGUUCAUGUACGCCUGGCAAUACUGGCGAUCCAUUCGUUGCCUGUCACGAUAUGCCACCCGAAGAUCCAAUCGAUCCGUGUUCUCCUUCCCCAUGUGGUUCUAAUGCAGUCUGUCGAGAUGGAACAUGUACAUGUUUACCUGAAUAUCAAGGAGAUCCUUAUUUUGGUUGCCAUCCUGAAUGCAUUCUGAACAUUGAAUGUCCCCGUGAUAAAGCAUGUAUAAACAAUAGAUGUAAAGAUCCUUGCGUUGGAACAUGUGGCAGCGGCGCUAUUUGCGAAGUUCUCAAUCAUAUACCUAUGUGUUCUUGUCCAUCGGGUUACACCGGAUCGCCAUUUUCGUACUGUACUGAAGUUAUUGAUACUCCAAUCAAUUUAUGUCAGCCAUCGCCGUGUGGUCCAAAUAGUCAAUGCAGAGAAGUAAAUGGAAACGCGGUGUGUGUUUGCAUUCAAGGCUACUUAGGUAGUCCUCCCAAUUGUCGACCAGAAUGUACAAUAAGCGCCGAAUGUUCAUUAAAUCGUGCUUGCUCUAAUCAAAAAUGCAUUGAUCCAUGCCCAGGAGCAUGCGGACGUAACACUCAAUGCAUGGUAGUUAACCACAAUCCAGUGUGCACUUGUUUGGCUGGAUAUUCCGGCGACCCAUUUUCAUAUUGCCAAUUUAUUCCUCUAACACCACCGGUGAAGGUUAAUCCAUGCCUACCAUCUCCUUGUGGACCAAAUUCGCAAUGCAAUGCAAAUGGUGAAAAUUUCGUUUGCAUAUGUUUACCCGACUUUGUUGGUGCACCACCCAAUUGCAGACCCGAAUGUACUAGCAACACUGAAUGUGCUUUGAAUAUGGCUUGUAUUAAUAGGAAAUGUGUAGAUCCUUGCAUCGGCUCAUGUGGCUUGAACGCAGAAUGUAGAGUUGUAAGCCACACACCGAUAUGCUUAUGUCAAAAUGGAUAUACUGGGGAUCCAUUCCUAACAUGUACUUUCCUUGAAGUAAUUGCUACUGAACUAGAACGCCCUACACCGUGCAUUCCUUCUCCAUGCGGCGUCAACGCAGAAUGCCGUGAACAACAUAACUCUGGGUCUUGUACUUGUCUAGAAGGUUAUUUCGGAAAUCCUUAUGAGGCCUGUAAGCCAGAAUGUGUACUUAACUCGGACUGUCCGGCUAAUCUAGCUUGCCGAAAUAAUAAAUGUUAUGAUCCCUGUCUUGGUACUUGCGGAUUAAAUACGCUAUGCAAUGUUAUCAACCACAUUCCUAGCUGCUCUUGCCCUGACCAACAUUACGGGGAUCCUUACAAAAUAUGCACAUUCAAACUUCAAUCUGAAAUACGCGAUCCCUGUGAUCCAUCACCAUGCGGGCCUAAUAGUCUAUGCAGAUCUCAAAAUGGAUUGUCGAUCUGCACAUGCUUAGAUGGAUACCAAGGAUCACCCCCAACGUGCCGGCCAGAAUGUUUAACCAGUUCCGAAUGUCCUAUGGAUAAGACCUGUGAAAGCCUCAAGUGUGUUAAUCCAUGCCCGAAAGGUUGCGGUGUUAAUUCAGACUGCAGAGUUAUUAAGCAUAACGCCAUAUGCACAUGCAGGCAAGGUUUUACUGGAGAUCCAUUUUCACAAUGCUACGUGUCGCCGAUACCAGAACGGCCGCCAAUGGAUCCGGUUAAUCCUUGCAUUCCUUCGCCAUGUGGAUCGAACGCGAUAUGCCGUGACAUCGGUGGCAUCCCUUCGUGUACGUGCCAUGUUGGAUACUUUGGCAGCCCACCGAACUGCAAGCCGGAAUGUGUUGUUAAUGCCGAUUGUAGCAAUGACAGAGCUUGCAUAAACAUGAAAUGUGAAAAUCCAUGUCUAGGUUCAUGCGGGCUGAAUGCUGUAUGCAAUGUUGUCAAUCACGUGCCUAUGUGUUCGUGUCUAGAAGGAUAUCAAGGAGAUCCGUUUGCCAUUUGCAACCAUAAACCCUCAGAACCCCCACAAAAGAUAGAUCCUUGUAAUCCAACACCGUGUGGGGCUAAUGCUCUAUGCAACAACGGCAUAUGUGAAUGUCUGGCUGAAUACUUUGGGGAUCCAUAUUUUGGUUGCCGUCCUGAGUGCGUGCUGAGCUCAGACUGCCCUCUUGACAAAGCUUGCGUGCGUUCCAAGUGCGUUGACCCAUGCAGAAACAUGUGCGGCGUUAACGCAGAGUGCAAUGUUUACAACCAUGUUGCAGUAUGCAGUUGCCCAGCUAGCAUGACGGGUAAUGCUUUCAGCCAAUGCAUCACAGUCCAAAAGCCAACCAAUAGACCCUGCGAGCUUUCUCCAUGCGGGCCUAACAGUAAUUGCAGAGAAAUUAACGAACAAGCAGUAUGUGCAUGCUUACCAAAUUAUAUUGGAAAUCCACCGAAUUGUCGCCCAGAAUGUAUUCAAAGCUCGGACUGUGCUCCAUCGCGAGCAUGCAUUAAUCAAAAAUGUGAAGAUCCAUGCCCGGGGUCGUGCGGAAGUAAUGCGAUCUGCAAUGUAGUAAAUCAUAAUCCUAUUUGCAGCUGCCCUGAAAGAUACAGUGGCUCUCCGUUUUCUCACUGCUAUGUAUUUGUUCCUGAAGAAAUACCAGACGCGUGUAUACCUUCUCCAUGCGGGCAGAACAGUAUUUGCAAAGCAACUCAGGGUGGUUCAUCUUAUGUAUGCACAUGUCUGCCGACAUUUGAAGGUACACCACCACAGUGCCGUCGAGAAUGUACAAGCAACGAUGACUGUUCAAUGGACAAAGCAUGCAUAAACUAUAAAUGUAAAGACCCCUGUCCAGGAUCAUGUGGACUUAACACAGUAUGCAUUGUACGAUUGCAUAGUCCUAUGUGUUCCUGUGAAGAAAGUUAUACUGGUGAUCCCUUCACAUCAUGUCACAGAAUACCAUUGGCUGAACCAAUAGACCCAUGCAAUCCCACGCCAUGCGGUGCUAAUGCCCAAUGUAAAAUUUCAAGAAACCAAGUUGCUGCCUGCAUAUGUGACCCGGAUUAUUACGGAAAUCCGUACGAAGCAUGCAGGCCCGAAUGUGUUACACAAACUGACUGUCCAUACAACAAAGCAUGCUUAAAAAAUAAAUGUGUAGAUCCUUGCCCCGGAACAUGUGGUGCUUCAGCCGUGUGCCAAGUUGUUAAUCACAUUCCAUCGUGCAGUUGUACACCAGGAUACACCGGCAAUCCUUACACAUAUUGUCACAUUAUUAUCAACACACCGGAACCAAGCAAAGAUCCUUGUGUCCCAAACCCUUGCGGAAGCAAUUCAGUUUGCAAUAAUAACAAUGGGCACGUGGCUUGCUCAUGUCAGCCAGACUUUCUGGGAUCUCCUCCAAACUGCCGUCCUGAAUGUACUGUUAACUCGGAGUGCGAAACCUCGAAGAGUUGCUCACGGCAAAAAUGUAUAUAUCCAUGCACAAAUGCUUGUGGACAAAAUGCUGAGUGCAGAGUAGUUAACCAUGCUCCUAUUUGCUCGUGCCAACCAGGUUUUGAAGGAGAUCCGUUCAUCAGAUGCGUAAUAGUUGACAGAACUCCACGACCUGCAGUGAACCCAUGCGUACCAUCUCCCUGUGGUUCAAAUGCUCUAUGCCAAAUUGUAAACCAAGCACAUGUAUGCUCUUGUAUGAGUAACUACAUGGGAACGCCUCCAAAUUGUAGGCCUGAAUGCACAGUUAAUUCAGACUGCCCCAGUAAUAAGGCUUGCAUUAAUCAAAAAUGUCUUGAUCCUUGUCCCGGCUCGUGUGGACUACAGACUGUGUGCCAAGUUUAUCAACAUACCGCUGUAUGUAGCUGCAAAGAGGGUUUCACUGGAAAUCCAUUCCAGAACUGUUACAUCCAAGAACAUAUAGAACCCCAACCGACUGUAUAUGACAAAUGUAAUCCCAGCCCUUGUGGAGCUAACGCUGACUGUAGAGAUGGCCAAUGCACUUGUAGACCAAAAUAUUUCGGCAACCCCUAUAUGAGCUGCCAGCCCGAGUGCACACACAAUUCAGACUGCGCACCCCACCUCUCAUGCGUCAAUAAUGAAUGUAGAAACCCAUGCGCAAACAUUUGUGGACAGGGUGCCGUUUGUGAAGUUUAUAAUCACGUACCAAUGUGUAGUUGUCCUUCUAACUCAACAGGGAAUGCAUUCUUCUCUUGCAAUCCUAUUACAUCUACACCCAUCAGAAGGGACCCUUGCUCGCCUACACCUUGUGGACCCUACAGUGUAUGUCGAGCAAUAAAUGAGCAAGCAAUUUGCUCGUGUUUAAUGGGAUACAUUGGCGCACCACCUGUUUGUCGGCCAGAGUGCACUGUCGAUUCAGACUGUACAAGCUUAAUGGCCUGCUCUAAUCAGAAAUGUAAUAAUCCUUGCGCAGGCUCUUGUGGCCUUAACGCUGAAUGUAGAGUGCAUAAUCACAAACCGAUAUGCUAUUGCCCUAAUGGCUUUACUGGUGAUCCAUUCACCAGAUGUUCCAUUGUUGUGGACCGUGAUCAACCACCAAGAAAGGCUCCAUGUGAACCAUCGCCCUGUGGCCCUAAUUCUAUCUGCCGAGCCGUAAAUGAUGCGCCGUCCUGUUCCUGUUCAACAGGUUUUAUUGGAACACCUCCAUUCUGUCGUCCUGAAUGCGUUACAAACAGUGAAUGUACUUUUGACAAGGCGUGUAUUAAUAAAAAAUGUGUAGACCCAUGCCCUGGUGCUUGUGGACAACACGCCAUAUGUCGUGUCAUUAGUCAUUCACCUCAAUGUGUUUGCCAACCAGGGUACGAAGGAAACUCCUUCGAUCAAUGUCUACCAAUUAAAGUACCAGAUCGGAAACCACCCAUCUCAACUCAACCAUGUGUUCCUAAUCCUUGCGGGCCAAACGCGAUUUGCCAAGAGCGUAACGAUGUGGGCAGCUGCACAUGUCUUAGUGGCUACUUCGGUAAUCCGUAUGAAGGUUGUCGGCCAGAAUGUUUAAUUAACUCUGAUUGUCCAGAAAAUCUCGCAUGUACAAAUAACAAAUGUCAAAAUCCCUGCCCCGGAUUAUGUGGAUCAAAUACUCGAUGCGAAAUGGUCAAUCAUUAUCCUAUGUGUGUUUGCCUCGAUCGAUAUGUGGGAAAUCCUUAUGAUGGUUGCAUCUUGAGAGAAGAAUCACCUAUUGAGCCCUGCACCCCAUCUCCUUGCGGAGCAUACAGUACAUGCAAAUCUUUGAACGGUCAAGCCAUGUGCACAUGUUUACCACAAUAUUUCGGCAGCCCUCCUAAUUGCCGACCUGAGUGUGUAACGAAUCCAGAAUGCCCUCCAAACAAAGCUUGCAUAAGACAAAAAUGUGUAGAUCCAUGCAUUGGAACUUGCGGAGAAAAUUCACAAUGUCGAGUGCAUUAUCAUAGUCCUUAUUGCACCUGUUCCCCUGGUUUUGAAGGAGAUCCAUUUGUUAGAUGCAUCAAACCAUUGACAUCUCCACCAUCAAAACCACCUGCAUGUGAACCUAAUCCUUGCGGUAGAUAUGCUACAUGCAGAGAUGUUGGAGGGUCAGCUAUCUGUAGUUGUUUGCAAGGAUACACUGGUGCGCCACCAAACUGCGCACCCGAAUGUACAAUCAAUGAGGAUUGUUCUAAGGACAAGGCAUGUGUGCGAGAAAAGUGUGUCGACCCAUGUCGUGGCUCCUGCGGAUCAUUUUCCGACUGUAGAGCAAUGAAUCAUCUCGCUAUUUGUACGUGCCCGGCCGGUUAUAGCGGCAAUCCAUUUGUCAAUUGCUACCCAUUUAAAGAACCUCAAAAAGAUUUACCACUUGAUCCUUGCGCACAAUCUCCAUGUGGAAUUAAUGCAAUUUGUUCUAACGGUUCUUGUUCUUGUAUCCCCGGAUAUCAAGGAAAUCCAUUCAUUGAAUGUCGACCAGAAUGUAUAAGCGAUAACGAAUGCUCGAAACAACAGGCUUGUGUUCAUUAUAAAUGUAUCAACCCAUGCAAAAACACCUGUGGCUUAGACGCAAUUUGUAACGUUUACAACCACAUUGCGAUUUGCGAAUGUCCCAUACCCCUACAAGGCGAUCCAUUUAUUGCAUGUCGCCCUGUUAUAGCACCAACGGUAACUGAUCCGUGCACCCCAAAUCCGUGCGGUCCAAACAGCAUUUGUCGAGCACAGGGCAACGUGGCGCAUUGUUCUUGCCGACCACCUGCGCUUUCCGAUCCGACCAGUUGCCGCCCCGAGUGUCGCGCCGACUCCGACUGCCCAGCAGAUCGCGCCUGCCGAAAUAACAAAUGUCGCGACCCUUGUCCUGGCGUAUGCGGUCUCCGAGCUCUUUGUCAAACUAGAAUGCAUUCGCCUAUUUGCUCAUGUCCAAUAAACUUCAAUGGAGAUCCAUUUGUUCGUUGUUCGCCAGCAUCCGCAGACGUAGAGGCUAAAGUUGUCUCACGAUGUCCCGACUGUGGGCAAAACGCAGAUUGCAUCGAUGGCCAAUGUCAAUGCAGAUUAAAUUACUUUGGAGCGCCACCUUUCUGUCGCCCUGAAUGUCUCAGUUCCAGUGACUGCGAAUGGCGCCUCACUUGCGUCAAUCGUCGCUGCAUGGACCCUUGCCCCGGCGCGUGUGGUCGAGGCGCAAUCUGUUCACCUGUCUCCCAUGAACCUCGCUGCGAAUGCCCCCCCUCUACUACUGGAAACCCUCUUGUUGAUUGUCAUCCAAUUAGUGAUAUCCAAAAACCAAAAGAUGAUCCUUGCUAUCCAUCACCUUGCGGACCUGGGGCUAUCUGUCGCUCGAGAGGCACAGGCGCAUCUUGCGAAUGUGAACCAGGUCUCCGCGGUGACCCUUACACGGGUUGCCGGCCGGAAUGUUUGGCGGACUCGGACUGUUCACCGUCGCGCGCUUGCGUUCGUUCUCACUGUCGUGACCCUUGCAUCGGCAGUUGCGGCAUAGGAGCAGACUGCGAUACCUUCAACCACCUACCAACUUGUUCUUGUCCAUCAGGAACAAGGGGCAAUCCUUUUGUGCGAUGUGAAGAAGUCCUCAAAUCUGUGCCGCCGUGCGAUCCAUCUCCAUGUGGCCCGGGAGCUUUGUGCACUGCUGUCGGUGAAAAUGCGGUAUGCUCGUGCCCGCAAGGCACUAGUGGCGAUGCAGCCGCAGGCGGCUGUCGACCCGAGUGCGUCGUCAGCUCAGAGUGUCCGCGCGAUCGUGCUUGUGUACGAAACCGGUGUGUCGACCCCUGCGUCGGCGCAUGCGGCAACGGCGCUGAGUGUCGUGUGUUUGAUCACGCGCCAAUUUGCUCCUGCCCACCACCGACAACUGGAAAUCCAUUCCUAGGAUGUAGACAAUUGGAUGUACAACCCAGUAAGGGCCCAUGCGAUCCCAACCCAUGUGGACCACACGGAACAUGCCGCAAUGGUUUCUGCACCUAUCCGGAAUGUAUUGUUAAUGAUGACUGUUCUGGAGAUCGCGCUUGCAUUAAUCAAAAAUGUACUGAUCCAUGCGUAGGAGCUUGUGGAUUAAAUGCAAUUUGUUCAGGCGUGCGACACUCGGCGGUUUGCUCAUGUCCCAAUGGUUACACGGGUUCUCCAUUCGUACGUUGUGAACGUAUCAUCAUACCCACGCCUGCACCUGUACCAGAAUGUAUCAGAGAUGACCAGUGCGCCGACAAUGCCGCAUGCGUCGACUCUCGUUGUUCUCCUGUAUGCGGGCCCUCAAAUUGCGGUCUCAAUGCGCGUUGCAUAGCUAGACAGCAUAGGGCUCGCUGUGCUUGCUUGCCCGGAUACGAAGGCGACGCCUAUACUGGCUGUUAUUCAGUGCAAUGUCACAGCAACAACGACUGCCCAUAUGACGAGAGUUGCGAUGGCGGAUCUUGUGUAAAGGUGUGUCCGCGAAUUCGUUGUGGCACUGAGGCGCAUUGUGUCGCGCGUGGACACGUUGCAACGUGCGAAUGUGACAACGGAGCUCGCGGUAACCCGUGGACAGUCUGCCAUAGAGCCGAAUGUACAGUUGACGAAGACUGUGCCACAUGGCUGGCUUGCCGUGGAGGCACUUGUCAGAACCCUUGUCCCGGAGCUUGUGCGCCGGACGCGGUGUGCACUGUCACGCGCCAUUCACCUGUCUGCGAAUGCCCGCGCGGCACCAUAGGCAACCCGAAUAUCGAAUGCCGACGAGUUGUUGAUGAUGUGGAAUGUGAAACUGACGCUGGAUGCGGCCCCGAUUUGGCAUGCUUGCAAGGCAAAUGCAAGAACCCUUGCGAUGCUACCUCAUGCGGAAAAGGCGCUGUGUGCCGUGUCGCCAAUACUUUGCCGUUCCGAACGCUAGUAUGCGAGUGUCCUAAACCACUAACGGGUGACGCGUCCGUCCAAUGUAGUCCAAGAGGCGAAUGCAACGAAGACUCGGAAUGCGGUGACGAGGAGACAUGUUCCUCGAAGCGGUGCGUCCCGGUGUGCGGCCCCGGGGCGUGCGGCGUGGGCGCCGAGUGCCGCGGUCGCGCGCAUCGCGCCUCAUGUACUUGCGUGCCACCGCUACAGGGCGAUGCUCGAGUCGCGUGUUUGCCAGGUCUUCCAGACAUUCAAUGUACAACGGAUUCAGAGUGCGGCUCCGCGGAAGCAUGUGUAAAUCGUCGAUGCGUGUCAGCGUGUGCUGGAGCGUGCGGCACCGGCGCCUUGUGCGAGGCCACGCAGCAUCGCGCGCGCUGCCACUGCCCGCCCGGUACAGCCGGAGACCCAGCCCGCACUUGUUAUACACCGGAGUGCACAUCCGAUGACAAUUGUCCAUUCGACAAGACCUGUAUUAAUGGAUAUUGCCAAGACCCAUGUAUACUGGGAUCACCUUGCGGUCGGGAUGCAACGUGCGAGGCCAUCGCUCACGUGGCUACGUGCCGCUGCCCGGCAGGAACGCAGGGCGACCCACGACGAGCUUGCAUUUCAGCUGUUUGUCACUAUAACGAAGACUGCGAUGACACACAGAUCUGCGACCGCCUCAAUAGAGUUUGCCGCCCCGCUUGUUCCGACAGCGCAUGCGCGCCUGGAGCUCUAUGUACAGCUCAGAGACACCGUCCGGUUUGCUCGUGUCCACCUGGUCGAUCCGGUGAUCCUUAUUCGCUUGGCUGUGCCUCUUACGACGUCGGUCCCGAAUGCACUAGCGACUCCGAGUGCUCGGCUCCACUAGCGUGCGUUAACACUCGUUGCGUUGAUCUGUGCGUGGGCAACCCAUGCGAAACCGGACUUGUGUGUAAAACGGUUGAUGUAUUGCCAUUGCGCGCUGUUGCUUGUGUAUGUCCGGAUGGAGGACGUGUGGCUCCCGAUAGCGGCUGCCGCGCGCCACCCGAUGCAGAGUGCUCAGCGGACUCAGACUGCGCGAAUAGUCAAACUUGUCGCCGCGGCAGCUGUGUCGAAGCUUGUAAAGCCGACCCGUGUGGACUCAACGCCCUUUGCGAAUCUAUUGACCAUGCCUCCCGCUGUUCAUGCCCACCUGAAUACACUGGAAACCCAAGAACAGAAUGCAACUUAGAACCCAGACUACCAUCUAUAUGGGAAUGUUAUAAUGAUGACGAAUGCGGCCCAGAACGUGCCUGCGAAGAUCGUCGAUGCAUAAACCCAUGUAGCUCUGCUUGUGGCGAAGGCGCACUGUGUCGAGUCAUUGACCAUAAAGCACAAUGUUCUUGCCCUAGAGGAUUCUCGGGGGAUGCCCGUAUCAGAUGUCAGCCACCAUCAGACGUUCAAGUAGUUCCAGUGGGAUGCAAGGCCAACUCGGAUUGUCCCCUGUCUCAAGCGUGCAUAAAUGGCGCUUGCGCUGAACCGUGUGCGUGUGGUACACAUGCCGAGUGCAACGUUGUAAGACACCAUCCUGUAUGUUACUGCGAAGAAGGCUACUCUGGAAACCCAUAUAUCGGAUGUACUAAAGUUGGAUGUUCAUCAGACUCUGAAUGCCCCGACAGCGACACAUGCUAUAAUGGCGCUUGCGUAAAUCCUUGUAUAGUCGAGGCUCCAUGCUCCAUAAGCGCCGAAUGUUUUGGCAGAAAUCACCGAGCAAACUGUCGCUGUCCAGCUGGCACCAAUGGCAAUCCGUACACCAGAUGCCAACCAGUUGAAUGUGAAAUCAAUGCCGAUUGCAAUGAUGACAGCGUUUGCAUGAAAGGAGUUUGUCGACAUGCCUGUUCUGCAGAAGGACGCAGUCCAUGCGCAAGUAAUGCAGAGUGUUUCGCCCGAAACCACGCUGCAUCUUGUAAGUGUCCUUCAGCACUUCCUAUAGGCGACCCUCUAACACACUGCGAAAAAGUCAUCAUUGGACCAGAAUGCAUAAUGGACAGCGAUUGCCCAAGUGGCCAAGCAUGCCUCAGAGACCAGUGUCGUGAAGCUUGCACAGAAUUACAACCAUGCCAGGCUAAUGCCAGAUGCACAGUAUCUGAUAGUGUACCUUUCCGCACAUUGAUAUGCCGUUGUGCUGAAGGCUACAUUCCAGAUGUCGGCGGGGCCUGCAGACCAACACAAUUGCCAGCGCCUAGUUGUUCGUCUGAUGAUGACUGCAGCGAUAACGAAUCGUGCGUUAAUAGGAUUUGUCGGAACCCAUGUAAUUGUGGUGAAAAUGCAGAAUGCUUUGUACGCAAUCACCGACCGGUGUGCUCAUGCCGCGAGGGCUUUGACGGAAAUCCUUAUCAAACUUGCCGUACUGUUGGUUGUCGCUCCAACUCAGAAUGUGAAUCAAAUCAAGCAUGUGUAAAUGGAAAUUGUGUUAGCCCAUGCUUAUUGAACAGUAAUUGUGGACCAAAUGCUGAUUGUUACGUCGAAAGAAAUCAACCACUCUGUCGCUGCCGGCCUGGAUUCGAAGGAGACGCAUAUGAAGGAUGUAAUGCGAUAGAAUGUAGAUCAAAUGGAGAUUGUCCUUUAGACAAAGAAUGCCGCGGCCACAGAUGCAUUAAUCCAUGUUAUUCGAAAACUAACUGCGGAACAAACGCAGUUUGCUUAGUGCGCAAUCAUAUCGCAGUUUGUAAAUGUGAACAAGGAUUUAUUGGAAGUCCCUAUGUAGAAUGCAAACCUGAAAUUAUAGCAGAAUGUUUUGUUGACGCAGAUUGCCCACCUAAAUCAGCAUGUUUAUCAUCGAGAUGCGUUAAUCCUUGUUCAGUGCUUAAACCAUGCGCCACACCAGCGCAAUGUGAAGUUUCACCUACAUUGCCUGUUCGCACUAUGAUCUGUACCUGUCCACCCGGUUAUAUUAGCAGCGGAGGAGGCUUAUGCCGCCCAUUCACAACUUUCUCGGACGUUGCUUGUGAAAUUGAUACUAACUGCACGUCUAAUCACGCCUGCAUAUCUUCGGUCUGUCAGAAUCCAUGUGAAUGUGGUCCAAACACUGACUGUCAAAUUAAGAAUCACAAGCCAGUAUGCGCUUGUCGGCCAGGAUUCAUCGGCGAUGCUCGCACUGGGUGCUACGAUGUUCUUUGCCGAUCAGACUCACAAUGUUCGGACGACGAAACUUGCAUCAAUAACCGUUGUAUUCCAGCUUGUUCAGUGGAUGGCGAAAUAUGCGGAACAUCGGCUGAAUGUUACGGGACAAGCCAUCGGGCUUCCUGUCGUUGUAAAGUCGGAACUGCUGGUAACCCGUCUAUCGGCUGUACGCCUAUCGGAUGUAGGGCUAACUCGGAUUGCCCGUCGGAUAGAUUAUGCGUUAACUCUCAGUGCAUAGAACCCUGUACAGCAAACACCUGCGAACAACCUGCAGAAUGCAGGGUACAUCUUCACGAGGUGCAUUGUGUCUGUCCACCCGGCUAUCAGAGUACAGACCAAGGUUGCACUAAAACAAAAGAACCACAAUGCACUACCGAUUCAGAAUGUCCAUCAGGAACUGCGUGUCUGAAUGCUAAAUGCGUCGAACCUUGUCUUGAGACCAGCCCGUGUGGUAGUAACGCUGAAUGCAGGGUGGUCGACUCUCUUCCUGUUAGGACAAUGGUUUGCGAAUGUUUACCAGGAUAUAGAGGAAAUGCAUUAGUGGAAUGCACACCAAAUAUACCACCUACCGCAGUAUGCAUUGAAGGACAAGCAAUGGAUGCAAACGGUGAAUGUGUUCCAUGCCGCGAGUCAGAAGGGCGCAUUGUGGAUUCACGGGGACGCUGCGUAUGCGAUGCAAGUCGCGGUCUCGUUCUGCGUGGCGAUGAGUGCUUACCUAUUGCGGGCUGUCGCUCCGACACUGACUGCGACGACCGCGCCACGUGCCGCAACAGUAUCUGCAUACCAGCCUGUGAUGCUGAACCCUGCGGGUUACACGCCAUCUGCACCGCAACGGGACAUCGCUCCAUUUGCACAUGUGCCAACGGUUACACCGGAAAUCCGAAAGAACACUGUAACGCUACCACUCCUAACUAUCGUACGGACUUCCCAUUGCCGGACAUGGAAGUGCAUUGUCUUGCUGACGCUGUGAAGGUUAGCCUGAAGAUCAAGGACUUUAAUGGAGUUUUGUACGUAAAGGGAUACAGCAAAGAUGAGCGGUGUAGAUUAGUUGUACAUAUCCCCGAACACGAAGAACUUGUUGAUUUCACUGUGCACUUCGGAGACUGCGGUUUGGUGCACGUUAAUGGCAUGGCCAGCUUCGUGCUCGUGAUGCAGAUUCACCCAACACUACUAACAUCAAACGCAAAGGCAUUCCACAUUAAGUGUAUAUACCAGACGGGUGAAAAGAAUGUUACGCUGGCGUUCAAUGUGUCCAUGUUGACAACAGCCGGUACAAUCGCAAAUACUGGCCCGCCACCCACGUGUUCGAUGCGCAUCGUCUCAAGGACUGGUGACGAAGUUAGCUCUGCAGAAAUCGGAGAGAACCUCGUCUUACAAGUUGAUGUCCAACCGUCAAGUAUCUAUGGCGGUUUCGCACGCAGCUGUAUCGCGAAGACGAGCGAAGCAUCGACGAACGUGGAGAACGAAUACACGGUGACAGACGCGGACGGUUGCGCCACGGACGCCACCAUUUUCAACGACUGGGAGCGCAGCGAGGACGGCAGCUCACUACGCGCCGCCUUCAACGCUUUCAAGUUCCCGAGCAGCGACAACAUACGCUUCCAGUGCAACAUACGAGUUUGCUUUGGAAAAUGUCAACCGGUCAAUUGCCGUGGAGCUGAUGCUUACGGUAAACGAAGAAAACGAGAAGCGAUCGACACCGAUGGCCCUCUGUCGACCAGAGAGGACCAAAUUCGAGAAGAAGUGAAGGUCGAAUCGAAUCAAAUAUUGACAUUAGAAAGACGCGAUCCGUCGCGUGUUGCGCGUCAGCGCGAUGCGUCCGGCGGCAGCGGGGACCUGGCGGCGGGCGCCGGUGAGGUGUGCGUGUCGGCGGCCGGGCUAGCUGUGGCGUUGGCGUUGACGGCACUGCUGGCGCUCGUGGCGGUAGCGGCGGCCGUGGCGUGUUGGCUCGUGGCGUGGCGACGCGCGAGGCCUCCGCCCGCGCCGCUACCACACCCGCCUGACUUCCCGAACCCUCUAUUCCAGCGCUAAGACACACUACUACUAGUCCUCGCCCCGCUCCUCCGCCGGCGCUGGGCGGUGUCGGCUCCUUUCUUCUUACUCACUUAGCUUUAAUAUGUGCGCGCCGUCGGAGGACCGCCGGGCUAGGGCGCCGGGAGCGCCACGCGGCUAAAAACCGCGCCCCUCGCUCGCGCUACCAGCGCCCUUUUUAGAUUUAUAUUGUAUCUAUAUUAACGUAGAAUCGUCAAAUACUUCGAAUUUUGUGAUAUUCAUAAAACAUAAUAUACACUGAGAGAAAUCACCAGAUUUUUAUGUAAAAUAAACCUAGGUUAAGUAAAAUAAACAAUUAAUAAAUAA
Messenger RNA from Leguminivora glycinivorella, 54891 nucleotides. RefSeq lists its product as uncharacterized. The record is from RefSeq and is a predicted model, not a curated record. NCBI's taxonomy places the organism in Eukaryota, Metazoa, Arthropoda, Insecta, Lepidoptera, Tortricidae. Gene Ontology annotation, molecular function: peptidase inhibitor activity; zinc ion binding; calcium ion binding. Gene Ontology annotation, cellular component: nucleus; extracellular region.